This is a messenger RNA of Podarcis lilfordi (Lilford's wall lizard), 54722 nucleotides long. The record is from the annotation of a GenBank genome assembly. Lineage: Eukaryota; Metazoa; Chordata; Lepidosauria; Squamata; Lacertidae.
GUGCGCCCCGCCAGCCCCAGCCCCAGCCCGGCUCGGCUGCGCCGCGGAGAAGAUGGCGGAUCGGGCGGAGAUGUUCUCGCUCUCCACCUUCCAUUCGCUCUCCCCGCCGGGCUGCAGGUAAGCCGACGCGCUUGGCUUGGCGCAGCCCCGCCCGGCCGGGCUCCGAGGUGCCCCGGGGUGGGCGAGUGGGGGCGGGCGGGCGGGCGCGGAAUCCCCCGCACGGCAUCAAACCCCACCCCUGAUUGAUGAGGUUGGGGGCUGGAGGGUUUCCUUAACCUAGAGCUGGGAGCUCACCCUGCAAUGAGUAGGGGUGUUGUCAGGUUGGCCUCCCCACAUUUGCCCCCGAGGCCUUCUAGGACGUAGAGACAGGCUCUCGACCCCAGGAGGACAGAGUGGGCAGGGGGAAAUAUACCCCCCAAGGCCUGGCUGUUCUCUGCUCUCGCCCCCCGGAAGAGCAUCUGUUGGGCUCUGCCUCGUCCCGAAGGCCUGGGCCGGCCCCAUACCUCUUACCACCAGACUCUGGGCCUUCUUCGGGUCCCAGGCAAAGUCCCCCCCCCCCCCACGGCCUACCCUUACAAAGGGCUGGCCUCAUCCCUUCCGUGCUGAGAACCCCCAUUGGAUCCAUCCCUUGCUGUUUUCAGGGGCUGGGGGGGGUGUCCCUUGGGGAAUUCCCAGUUCAGAGACUGCUGCAACGCUGGAAGCCGCCACCCCCCUCUGCCCCGCCCCAACGUGCCCUUGGGAUCAACACCGUGCAGAGCUUUGCAAGCUCCCCCACAUAUUUUCUGCCUCCCCCUCCUCCCAUCCAUCCAAUCCUUUAAUGUGUUUGUUGCCAAACCCAGCAGAUUUCGCUUGAUUAAUCUCCUUGCCCCGCUGCUUUGCAAGCAAAGUGGAUCCCUUGGCAAAGCCCCAGCCAUCCCUCGAACCUCCCCCCCUCCCACUUCUCUCACGCUCCAGGCUUUUAUCUCCUUCUUCCCUUCCUGUCCCCACUGGGGGCCUUGGAUCCCAUUUGCAGAGAUGGGCCUCUUUUAGAUGGAUCUGGGAGGCCGUGGGAACAGGUGCUUCCUGGCUUGGCCUCCUGCCCUCCCAAAGUACUGGUGCAGAAGAGGAAGGACCCAGGCCAGGCCAAACAGUAGCUUGCCCACUGCCCAGGGCUCUAUUAAGGCAAGAACCACACCUGGUUCCAUGGGCAGGUGGCGGCAGGUGGCUGAUGUGAGGCCCCACAUCUGGGGAGUUGCAUCAGGGAACGAGGUCCCUAACUGCACGCAGGGCAUCAACGUGGCCUAAAAAGCAUUGGUGAUGUUCAGGGUACCUGGGAGGCGCCAGGUAGUCUCUCCCCACCCCCACCUCUUGAGUCCAGGAAGCCAGAUCCACCUUGAUGCAGCGAUGCCACAGGGGAUCCUGCUGCCUCCCUCAGGGGCGGGGAGAUCCAGCACGUUCCUCUUGUAACCCCUGGUAACUGCUGCAGAGCUGGUAGUGAUGUGUUGCAUUUGCUGCUGCUGCUGCUUUUAGAGCCUACCUCUCCAUCAUCAGUGCUUGGAAAGGCGUCACCCUGGAGAUGGGGAAGCAAAUCUUGGGCUUCCUGAAUAAGGGAGAGGAAGUUAGGAGUUGGUGCCUGUUCUGUGGGGCUCUCUAGAGCUGGAGAGAUGGAGCUUCCGGGUGUGAGGGUCCUGGGGGAAAAACAAGGGAUGCUUUUCCUUGCAUCAACCUCCAAGGUUGUGUCGGGUGAGGACUGUGCUGGACUCCAGCAACCAUCGCAGGUCAGGUCAAGGGGAAGAGAUGAGGUCCAGGGGUCCCUGGCGGUUGUCACAUGGGCCCACAGGGAGCAUUUGGGGAUGGUGAGGUGGCCAAAAGGUGUGGACUACGUUGAGGAGAGAGAUGACUAGCUGCCUAUGGCUCUCAUCUGCUGUUUCUCUGAAGGAGGAGGUGGGAAGAGGGUCUCUCAUCAUGUCUGCCAUUCUCAUACUCAAAUGUGAAAGCACAGGAGACCAUAUCCCUCUCUAGGUAAAGCAGGCUGUGGGAUGACCUUCCUUUUAACAGCAGUUACAUUUCAAGACUUUUUCACUUAUUUUGAGAGAGGAUGCACCUACCAAAGGAAUGGAUGUUUGUGGAUGUGCUGGGGAGACUAUGGAACUCCCUGCCUCUUGAGCCACCAACUUGGGUGGCUUUGAAAAAGGAUCAAACAAAUUUGUGGAGGAUAAAGCUAUUUAUUGUUGGCUCCCAGCCACAAUAGCUCUGCUCUGCCUUCAUGGUCAAAGGCAGCGAUGCUUCUGAAUCCCAGUUGAUGGAAACCACAGGAAGGGGAGAGUGUUCUGGUGUUCGAAUCCUGCUUGUUGGUUUCCCACAGGCAUUUGGUUGGCCAAUGUGAGGGCAGGAUGCUGGACUCGGUUGGCCUCCUUUGGCCUGAUCCGGCAGGUUCUUAUUUAAUUUCUCCAACACCUCCAGGAGCUCACAUAGCAGAAUAGAUCAUUUGAGGGCUAAAAGAGCUGCAGCCUUUCUCAACCUGGUGCCCUCCAGAUGUUUUGGGCUCCAGAUGUUUUGGCCUUCAACUCCCAUCAACCCCAGUCCCCAUGGCCAGCUUAUAUAAAGUUCAGCUCUGGCAGUGAAGUCCACCAAAAGCCUAGCUAGAUAACCAACGGGCAUCUUAAAGUGCAAGGUGGAGGUAGAGUGGAGGACGUUCCAAGGGUUAAGCCUGGCGACUGAGGAAGUUCUCCUUUAUGCUGCCACAUGGUAGGCCUUGGCUAUUGACAUGCAGAACAACUAAGAGAGUCUCCCUUGCAGAUCCUGACAAAUGGACAGAUAAUAGUAAUAAAUAAUAAUAAAUUUUAUUUAUACCCCACCCUCCCCGGCCAGAGCCGGGCUCAGGGUGGCUAACAUCAAUAAAAUUUCAGUAAAAACAUAAUAAGGAAAAAGAGAAAAACAGUUUAAAAUACUGGUUAAAAUGCAAUUUUAAAUGCAGCCUCAUUAUAAAAGUCAAAACCAUAAGGGGAGGGAAACGUAAGGGCCAGACUGAGUCCAAACCAAAGGCCAGGCGGAACAGCUCCUUCUUGCAGGCCCUGUGGAAAGAUGUCAAGUCCCGCAGGGCCCUGGUCUCUUGGGACAGAGCGUUCCACCAAGUCGGGGCCAGUACUGAAAAGGCCCUGGCCCUUGUUGAGACCAAUGAAACCAUCUUGCGACUUGGACCUCCAAAGUGUUGUUAUUUGUGGACCUUAAGAUCCUUUGCGGGGCAUACCAGGAGAGGUAGUCCCGUAGGUACGAGAGUCCUAGGCCGCAUUGAGCUUUAAAGGUCAAAACCAGCACCUUGAACCUGACCCUGUCUUCCCCUGGGAGCCAGUGCAGCUGGUAAAGCACUGGAUGAAUGUGAUCUCGCCCAGAUCUGCCCAGGAGAAGCCAUUCUGUCAGGUAACCAGGCUUCAGGCAGUGUCGGGCUUUGUAAGCCAGUAUUGUUACACACCACCCAAAUCUCCUGGUGGUGAGAGAUUCCAGAAGUUCCAGAAGCAGUUACCCAGGUUCUCUUUCCUUGGAAAGAAGGUCAACAGAGAUUGUGUGGUUUUAUCUACACAUUUAUACAGCCUGAGACUAAGGAAGAGGGGUUCUCAGCAUUAACACCCAACAGAUCUUGCUUCUCCAUUAGUCAUGGCUUUGGACCCAGUGUAGAGCAAGCAAGUCUCUGUGUCUCCAGCUUCCAGCCUCUCCACAGCUCUGCUCAGACUCACUACUCUAGCUAUUGCUGGGUGAGGGCAGGGUGUGGGGAAAAGGCCCACCCAUUAGUUUGCAGGGCCCCAUCGCUUAGUUGUAGCUCUUGCAGCAUGGCUCAUUCUUUUGGGAUGGGGUCAGUUCAUGCCAUCAGUGGCCAGUUCAUGCCAUCGUCUUGCAAAGAAACUUGUCUGACUAGGUUUUGGCAACAUCUUUGGCUCCCAGUAUGUUUCUGAGCACAAUUCAAAGUGAUGGUGCUGACCUUUAAAGCCCUAAAUGGCCUUGGCCCAGUAGACCUGAAGGAGCGUCUCCAUCCCCAUCGUUCUACCCGGACACUGAGGUCCAGCUCCGAGGGCCUUCUGGCGGUUCCCUCGCUGCGAGAAGCCAAGUUACAGGGAACAAGGCAGUGGGCCUUCUCGGUAGUGGCACCCGCCCUGUGGAACGCCCUCCCACCAGAUGUCAAAGAGAACAACAAGUACCAGAUCUGAAGGCAACCCUGUUUAGGGACGCUUUUAAUGUUUGAUGUAUUACGGUAUUUUAAUAUUUUGUUGGAAGCUGUCCAGAGUGGCUGGGGAAGCCCAGCCAUAUGGGCGGGGUAUAAAUAAAUUAUUAUUAUUAUUAUUAUUAUUAUUAUUAUAUUAUCUGCAAAGGUGGAGGAGUAAUGGAAAAGACAGGCUUGGGUAUGUGGGGCCAAAUCUCCAUGUGCUGCCCCACCUGUGGCACAUGGCUGGCUCUGCUGCAUGACGGACCCAACCACAAGUAAACGCAGAUGUGCCCUGGCGCAUGAGCCAAGAGAGCAUAACGGCAUCACUGGGUCUGUAUGGGUGGGCGCAGCACAUAGCAGCAAUGUUCUGGUGGGCCAGGGGCACCGGCAGCCAGAGCAGGACCCCCCACAUACACACAUCCCAUGGGAAAAGAAAGUCAUUUUUCAUGCAGCACAUAGUUACGGUAAACUAUGGGGGCCCAACCUAGAUGGUCUCAGAAGAGGAUUGGGCAAACUCAUGGAGGAGAAGAGGGCUGCCCAUGUGCGGUGUGCAAAUUUUAUGAAAUAAAUAAAUGGAAAGGGCAAUAAGACCUUCCAACUACAGGGUAGUUGAUGGUGAAUGUUUAUCUGAAAUACAAUCCUUCCUUUGGAUUCUCUUCAUAUCAAAUCAGUUCUCCCCCUUUAAUAUUUCUGAAGCUUAAUUACAAAAUGGGAACCCUGUCAAAAGCUUCCCUGCCCCCCCUUCAUCAUGCAGCAAGCUAGGUAAGCCCCUCUGACUCCUGUUGACCAGCCCCUGCCGGUCACUUCUGACACCAUGUUGUGGAGGGGACGGCUCUUGAGUCCUUGUCACCACCAGUCAGGGUCACGCCACAUGACCAUGCGUGGGAUCUUGAGAAUGCACUGGGCGCAUGGGAACGUGGGGAGGUUGCCUUCUACCAGACUGGAUCCUUGGUUCCUUCAGCUCAGUACAAUGGUCCCUUGGUUCUCAAACUUAUUCCGUUCCGGAAGUCCAUUCCAAAACCAACACGUUCCAAAACCAAGGCGCGUUUUCCCAUAGAAAGUAAUGCAAAACGGAUCAAUCUGUUCCAGACUUUUAAAAACAACCCCUAAAACAGCAGUUUAACAUGGAUUUUACCAUGGGUAGGCAAACUAAGGCCCGGGGGCCAGAUCCGGCCCAAUCAGCUUCUAAAUCCAGCCCAUGGAGUGUCUGGGAAUCAGCGUGUUUUUACAUGAGUAGAAUGUGUCCUUUUAUUUAAAAUGCAUCUCUGGGUUAUUUGUGGGGCAUAGGAAUUCGUUCAUUUCCCCCCCAAAAAAAUAUAGUCCAGCCCCCCACAAGGUUGAGGGACAGUGGACCGGCCCCCUGCUGAAAAAGGUUGCUGACCCCUGGAUUUUACUAUCUAACGAGAAGACCAUUCAUCCAUAAAAUGAAAGCAAUAAACAAUGUACUGCAGUCACACGAUCUAUCAGUAGCUGAACUGGGUUCCACACAGUCACAAAAACAAAACGAAAAGAGCUGCAAAAACACAAAAUAAAUACCAAAAACAGACAGACCUCAGCGUAAUAUUCAAAACAGAAGCGUAACACUCAAAUUGUCAGCGUAACACUCAAAACGGAAGUGUGGCACUCAAAUCAGAAGCGUAACACUCAAAACGGAGCACGUUCGACUUCUGAAAAAAGUUCGCAAACCGGAACACUUACUUCCAGGUUUGCAGUGUUUGGGUUCCAAGUUGUUUGAGAACCAAGGCGGUUGAGAACAAAGGUACCAGUGUACUAUCAGUACUGACCGUGGGGUCCUCAGACUGGUGGCGGGGGUCUCUCCAGAGAUCUCUUUGGACUGUUGUCCCCAGGCUAUGCAUCUCACUGGCCAACUUUUGACCCUCCUUGCAUGAUUUGGGACAGCUGCGAUGUGUCCUCGACCUCCGAUCAUGCUUCUUGCUUGUCCGGAUAGGGGUUAGAGCUGUUUAGGGUGUGUGUGUGUGUGUGUGUGUGUGUGUGUGUGUGUAGAUUUACCAGUCUACUAUACAAAGAUUUUUUAAAAAAAUAUCACAUUUGUUGCUUUGCCACUUUUGCUUCUGGCUCCCAGCAUGUGGCCCGUGCAAGGCUACCCAGAAUGAACUGCGGCCCUCAGUCUCAAAAAGGUUCAUUAACCCCAGUCUCUGUGGACUGGAAGAUGCUCUGCAAAGCCUCUGGCGAGAGUCUUUCCCAGGCCUACAUGGAGAUGACAGGGAUGGGGGAGGCCUGUCUCUUGGUCCUGCCACCCUCAUAGGUCUGCUUGGUGGGGGUGUGCAAAAGGGGCUUUCUCGGUGGCUGCUCCCAGGCAACUUUGGAACUCCCUGCCUAGAGAAGCCAGCAGGUUAAGACCUUUCUUGUUCCAAUGGGUUUUUUGGGAACUGGCUGCUUUUAAUGAAAGAGCUGUUUCCGUGCUGUUUCCGUAGUAUUAUCUGUAUCCUUAACAGAUUGUGUGUGUCUUAAAUUGCUUUUUAAUUAUUGUCUUUUCCAUGGUUUUAGCUCUUUCUGUUUUGUCUGUAAACAGCCUUGAGUCCGUAUCUGGGGAAAAGGUGGGAUAAAAAUAAUAAAAAUCAAAUAGUAGUAGUAAUAAUAAUAAUAAUAAUAAUAAUAAUAACGAUAAUGCUUUCCACUGUCAAACACCACAACACCCAUUAGUCACAAUCCGCAUGGUGGGUUGAUGGGAGCUGUACUUUCAAACAGGCUGAUCCAACCUCAGCAUCUGGGGCCUUCCUGGAAUAAUUGAACUCCUUGCUUGUACUUCAUGGGAGUUGUAGUCCAAUAACACCUGGCAUCUACCACAUGGACUGCCUCUGAUCUAAUGGUACAUGCACACUGCACAUGGCGACUGGCCUCUGCCACCCAGAGUUUCCGACAAAGGACCCUGAGAACGCAGCUCUGCAAAGCAUUCAGAGGCUUCAAGCGAUUCAUUCCUGGCAAUAAUUCCUGGCUCUUUUCACGCAAGGAGCUGUUAUGAGUCUUGGUAGGAGGUUAACUCACACAUGGCUGAACGGACCCAGGACUGAUUCAUGUAGUGGAAGGCCUUGGGAGGAAAUUAGAAGAAAGCAGGGAGUUGUGUUUUGGAGCUGGUGGUCCCCGGUGGCUUUUUGUAUCAUUAAACGCCACCCUGAUCUCCAAGUGCUGAGAGACUCCUGGGGUUCCAGGCGCAUACUCAGGUUGCGCUUCUUUGGAAUGAAGGUCAGCAGAGACUGUGGUGUCCUUAGGAUAGAUGGUUUUAUCUACCCACACACCCACACAACCUGGGCAUAGGACUGGGGUCUCAGUGCAUUAACCUCCCAACAGAUAUUGCUUCUCCAUCAGUCGCAACUUUGGAACCAGCACAAAGCAAGCAGGUCACUUGUGGAUCCAACUUCUAGCUUGCAUCCGCUCUCUCACACACACCUCUUUGGCUAUUGUUUUCCAACCUAGCAGCUAGGUGAAGGGGGUGGAGGAAAUACCCACCUAUUAGCCCGGGAGGCCCCCUCAGUUAGUUGUAGCUUUCCCAACCGAGCCCAUUCUUUUGGGAUGCUGAUGAGGACACUUAAAUGGCCAGCUAAGGUCACUGUUUUACCAAGGGAUGCGGGUGGCGCUGUGGUCUAAACCACUGAGCCUCUUGGGCUUGCUGAUCGGAAGGUCGGCAGUUCGAAUCCCCGUGAUGGGGUGAGCUCCCAUUGCUCUAUCCCAGCUCCUGCCAACCUAGCAGUUUGAAAGCACGCCAGUGCAAGUAGAUAAAUAGGUACCACUGCGGCGGGAAGGUAAAACAGAGUUUGGAUUUGAUAUCCCGCUUUAUCACUACCCGAAGGAGUCUCAAAGCAGCCAACAAUCUCCUUUCCCUUCCUCCCCCACAACAAACACUCUGUGAGGUGAGUGGGGCUGAGAGACUUCAGAGAUGUUUAACUAGCCCAAGCAGCUGCAUGUGGAGGAGCGGGGAAGCGAACCCGGUUCACCAGAUUAUGAGUCUACCACUCUUAACCACUACACCACACUGGCUGCAACCCCAUAGUCACCUUUGACUGGACUUAACCGUCCAGGGGUCCUUUACCUUUUUUUACUCUUUUACCAAGAAACCUGCGGGUUGGUUCAGCAACAGAAUACUCUAUUAGAUCCUAACCACCACCACCCCUCACCUCAUCUUGUCCAACCCCCAGCAAUGUAGGAAUCACAGCUAAAGAACUCGUAACAGAUGCCCCCCCCAACCUCUGUUUUCAAAUCUCCAGCGGUGAGGAGUUUGCUGCCUUUCAAGAGAGUCCGUUCUGCUCUUACUUUCAGAAAGUUCUUCCUAAUGUUGAGCCGGAUUCUCCUUUCCUAUAGAUCAUGUGCUUUGCCUCUGCACUGAAUGUGCUUUCAGCAUAUGGCGGGGGGUCUGCCCCCUAGGAACUGUUUUGCUCGUGCCGGGAAUAUUGUGCUGCAGGAGUUGAAUCCAAGAACAUCCUUGCAUUAGUUGCUAGCAACACUUAAUGGUGGAGAGCAGACAGCAGAGAGAAAUUGCUCCCCAGGGACCGGCCUGUACCUGCUUGUUUUCACCUUCGCCUCGACUUCUUCCUUCAUCUGUUGGCAGAGCUUAGUUUUUCUUUUCCUUUUUUACCAGAUGGUGCACAUGCCUGUCUUUGUUCCACUCUUUUCCUGGUUCAUUUCUGAUCUCUCUCUUUUUUAAAAAAAAUAAUUUUAAUAGAUUUUUCCUCAUAUUUUUAAAAAUAACUUCAGACUUAUAUAUAAAAUAGCAAACAUUUGGCUACCUACGGCUUCCAUCCUCCUCGGCUGAUGGUUUUCCAACUUACUCUCUGAUAACUGCAUUUUAUUAUUAUAGUUAUAACUAUUAAAUCCUUUUCAUAAAUAAAAAUUAUAAAUUAUACUUUGCAAUAAUUAAUAAAAUCAUCCUUACAAAACUUCUUGUAACCCUACUAGCAAUCUCAGUUGUUUACAGUCGUCUUUCAAAUAUACCAUAAAUUUAUUCCAGUCUUUCAGGAAAGUUUGGUCUUCCUGGUUCUGAAUUUUCCCAGUUAAUUUACCCAACUCGGCGUAGUCCAUCAAUUUUGUCUGCCACUCUUCUUUCGUAGGCAUCUCUUUCUGCUUCCAUUGUUGGGCUAAUAAUAAUCUUGCUGCAGUUGUUGCAUAUAAAAACAGUCUUUUGUCUUGCUUAUGUAUUUCAUUACCUACAAUACCAAGUAGGAAAGCUUCUGGGGUUUUUUUUUGGUUUUUUUUACAAAUGUCUAUUUCACUCUUUUUUCCCUUUUCUUUUUUUUUUGCACAUCUGACCGUCUCAAAGUUAUGCCUGCCUACCUGGGUGUGCACAUACUUAGCAUUAGGCAGAUUUUAAAAUAACAAAAACCUAGCUGGACCAAAACAGUUUACCCUCAAGAUCGCCUUCCCCACAUGAGCCCACACAACUGCUUCAAUGCGUGGCAUUCUUACUGGCGACACAUAGUGCCCAUUACGUAUUUGUAAGAAUUUGAUCAUUCCGCAUGGCAGCACCUGCGCUUUGGAACUCCCUGCCUGUUGAAAUCAGGCAGCCCCCUUCACCCUUCUCUCUUUGGCAAUGCUAAAAACCUUCUUUAGACAAACUUACCCAACAACCCAGAUGCUUAGGAAGUUGUUGAUUUUAAUCCGUUUUUGUAUUUUAGCUUUUGUCUGUUUUAAGGUACAGUUGAGGGGCAUGGGUGGUGCUGUGGGUUAAACCACAGAGCCUAGGACUUGCCGAUCAGAAGGUUGGCGGUUUGAAUCCCCGCGACGGGGUGAGCUCCCGUUGCUCGGUCCCUGCUCCUGCCAACCUAGCAGUUCGAAAGCACAUCAAAGUGCAAGUAGAUCAAUAGGUACGGCUCCAGCGGGAAGAUAAACGGCGUUUCCGUGUGCUGCUCUGGUUCGCCAGAAGUGGCUUAGUCCUGCUGGCCACAUGAUCCGGAAGCUGUACGCCGGCUCCCUCGGCCAAUAAAGCGAGAUGAGCGCCGCAACCCCAUAGUCGGCCAUGACUGGACCUAAUGGUCAGGGGUCCCUUUACCUUUACCAUGAGCUAUACAUGUCCAUAGGGACGCGGGUGGCAUUGUGGGUUAAACCACAGAGCCUAGGGCUUGCUGAUCAGAAGGUUGGCGGUUCGAAUCCCCGCAACGGGGUGAGCUCCCGUUGCUUGGUCCCAGCUCCUGCCAACCUAGCAGUUUGAAAGCAUGUCAAAGUGCAAGUAGAUAAAUAGGUACCGCUCUGGCGGGAAGGUAAAUGGUGUUUCUGUGCACUGCUCUGGUUCAUACUGCUGGCCACAUGACCCGGAAGCUGUACGCCGGCUCCCUCAGCCAAUAAAGCAAGAUGAGCGCCGCAAACCUAGAGUCGUCCACGACUGGACCUGACGGUCAGGGGUCCCUUUACCUUUUUAAGGCACAGUUGUAAUAUAUAUUUUUAUUUUCUUGUUUGCAUCUUUUUGUAAACAGCUUUGAGACUUGUUUGUUUUUAAGGUAAAACUGGGUAUAAAUUUUAUGAAACAAACAAACAAACAAACAAACAAACAAACAAACAAACAAACAAACCCUAAAGGGCAUCUACCUAGAACCCUAGAUCUUUUUCACAUGUACCGUUAUCAAGGCAGGUGUUUCCCCAUCCUAUAUCUGUGCAUCUGGUUUCCCUAGCCUAAGGGCAGGACCUUACACUUGCCCCUACUGAAAUUCAUUUUGUUAGCUUGUGUCCAGUUCUCCAGUCUGUGAAGGUCGUGUUGCAGAAUCCUGUUCAAAUCUCUCACACAGAUCUUAGGCAUCCUUCUAUCCAUUUUCUCAGUAGACCCACAGGAGAGCUCAGAGUCAAUUCCCUGGGGGUCAAUUUCUUUUCUUAUCCACAAGGCUAACCUUAUCAGAAGACCUGAGACUUGCUUGGCUGCCAGAGAAAAUGAGCCUCUUUUCCACUGCCGAGUCAUUUAAGCAACUUUGGCACUGCUCCCGCUCCGCCUCCCUCCUUUGCCAAGCGGGCAAGACAUCUGACGGAGGGUCAGAAUUUGCUGGGUGGUCACAAAUGUGCAGCUCAAGGGACUGUGGUGGUGACUUGACAAGCUGAGAAGGAUUUGCUUUGUCUUCCCGUUACAUCAGCCAGCCUGUCCUCGCCCCUAGGCAGCAGAACCACCUUGCCCAGCUGGUGCCAAGGACUGUCCUGGCAUCAGUGGACUGGUGGCAUUUUGGAUUACAUUAAUGGGAGCCUCUCAUCUGGGAUGCGGGACUCUUAUCUGGGACGCGGGUGGUGCUGUGGGUUAAACCACAGAGCCUAUGGCUUGCCAAUCAGAAGGUCGGCAGUUCAAAUCCCCACAACGGGGUGAGCUCCCAUUGCUCGGUCCCUGCUCCUGCCAGCCUAGCAGUUCAAAAGCAAGUCAAAGUGCAAGUAGAUAAAUAGGUACCACUCCGGCGGGAAGGUAAACGGCGUUUCCGUGUGCUGCUCUGGUUUGCCAGAAGUGGCUUACUCAUGCUGGCCACAUGACCCGGAAGCUGUACGCCGGCUCCCUCGGCCAGUAAAGCGAGAUGAGCACCGCAACCCCAGAGUCGUCCGCGACUGGACCUAAUGGUCAGGGGUCCCUUCACCCUUUACCUUUUAAUGGGAGCCUCUUAUCUGGGACUUGGGGGGGGGCAAUAAUAAUGAUGUGGGUUUGGGGGGGGUCAGUCUGCAUGACACCCUUGGCUCCCUUCCAAUUCUUGGGGUCCUGUGCCCAGUGAGAGUUAGAACCCAAUAGAGGACUCCAUUGCUGAACUAGCCAGAAAAGUUUCUUUGUAAGAGAGUGACCUUAUCUGGCCACAAGUGUCCUCACCAACAUCCCAAAAGAAGGAAUCAGGUUGCAAGAGCUAUAACCAAGGCUAACGGGUGUGCCUUUACUGCCCCCCUCACCUAAUUACUAGUUGGGAGAACAAUCGCCAAAGGGUUUUACGUGAGCUGAGCUAGAAAGUGGCGAGAAGAUGGAGACACAGAGAUCAAACUGCUCUUUGGUGGAUCAAAAGCUGUGUGUAAUAGAGAAGCAAGAUCUGUUGGAGUGUUAAGCAACCAGUCAUUUUAUUUGUAUGCCACCUCUCCAAACAUAAAACCAUCCUCAAGGUGGCUUACAAAAUAUGAACAAUUACAUAAUUACAAACGUAGCAAAAGUAGUCAUAUACAAUAAAUAAAAUAUCAAAAAGCACACAACCAAACAGAGCGAUUUCCACAUAAACCAUAAGAUCUAAACUAAAGAUACCGAAAAUUAAUACAGUCGUACCUUGGAAGUCAAACUGAAUCCAUUCCAGAAGUCCGUUCGACUUCCAAAAUGUUUGAAAACCAAAGCGUGGUUUCUGAUUGGCUGCAGGAAGCUCCUGCAGCCAAUUGGAAGCUGUGGAAGCCCCAUCAGAUGUUUGGCUUCCAAAAAUAGUUCCCAGACUGGAACAGUCGCUCCCAGGUUUGUGGUGUUCAGGAGCCAAAACGUUCAAGAACUAAGCUGUUCAAAAACCAAGGUACGACUGUAUCAGUAGCAACAACAAACCUACCCAACGAAAACCCCUAAACAAUCCCCUAGCUCAUGCAUAGGCAAACUCGGCCCUCCAGAUGUUUUGGGACCUCAACUCCCAUCAUCCCUAGCUAACAGGACCAGUGGUCAGGGAUGAUGGGAAUUGUAGUCCCAAAAAAUCUGGAGGGCCAAGUUUGGGGAUGCCUGCCCUAGCCCAAGAGUCUGUUCAGCAGCCUCAGCUUUUGUAGCUGGAGUCCGUCUGGGCCCCUCCCUCCCAGGCCAUGUGGGAAAAAGCCUGCAAGGCAGGGAGCAGGUCUUAAUGCACUGAGCUUAUGUACCUCAUGUUCCGGUUCUAUAUAUUUGCAAAUAAAACCAGAUCUCCUGAAGACGCCACUGUCUCCGAUGAGCUUCAUUCUAAGGAAGCCAAACCUGGGUAAGCGCCCAGAACCCCAGAAGUCUCUCGGAGAUUGGGGUGGCAUGUAACAAAACUAACAACACAGCUGUGCCUGGAGUCCUGUCUCUGGCCUGUCUUGUCAGUUUGUCCCUUUCAGACUCUAGUGGGCAGUUCCUUCUCAUUUUAUCCUCUUCCCCGACUGAAGAAAACGACUUCAGAAGGCUGGAAACUUCCAAGGGGCCCAGUCCUCCUUGUCAGGCUACACCAGUGGCAACCAAAAUUUUUUGGGGGGAGGCUCCCCCUCAGUUCCAUAAACCCAGGGGGUUUUUUUCCAGCCGGAACUCCCCAGAACUCAAUUCUGGCACCUCUCAGGUGGGCGCCAUUGCCAUUCUAAGAGAACGAGUUAGGCCAGGGGUUGGCAAGGCUUACUGGGCAUGGGCCUGCGGAGAUCCUCCGUGGGCUGUACCGGCGCAGCGCAAUGCCAGAAAACACAUUUGCGCAUGUCCGUGGCGCCGGAAACCACUUCUGUGCAUGCCCAGACGCCGAAAUCGCGCCUGCACAGAAGUGAUUUCCGGCAUCUGGGCAUGUGCAGAAGCGAUUUCUGGAGCCGCUGAAGAGAGUCUCCGCACUUCGCUGCGCCGGUUUAGCGCAGCACACGGGGACUCGCCAAGUGGGCGACUCAUGGGUUGGUUAAAUGGCCUCCAUGGGCCACUUUUGGCCCAUGGGCCUUAGGUUACCGACCCCUGAGUUGGGCGUUCAUGGUGAGUUCCAGCACCUCUUUUUCUAGAAAAAUAGCACAGCAUAAACCCAUCCCCAGGGCCCCCUACCCGAUAAAAAAAGCAUUAUUCCAAAUAGCGGUUUGCACGACCCACUAAGGAAGAUAACAACACAAAGAAAUUCAAAACAGGAAGAAUCAAUUGCACCUUUAGUCAAACUCCAGUUAAAACUACUUCGUUUAAUUAAUUCAGCUAAACUGAACUUGAUCCAGCGGCGCCAGCUAUUACCAAUAAUUGGCUAUCUUGUGAUGACUCAGAAUCGUAAAUGGCCAAAGGAAAUGGUUUUGAAAGCGACGACGGCAGAAAAACUUUAUAUAUAUAUAUAUUGGUUUUACAUAAUUUUAUACAUUUUAACUUUCACCAUUUCAAAGAUUAAAAUAAAAGGUUCUUUUGAACCUUGGGCCUGCUUCCCUCCCUCCCUGGGUUCCGUAUUUAAAAUUAGAUUUUCUGCAACUUUCACCAUUAUCCAUCUGUUACAUAUCCAUAGUUACUGUAGUUAAUUCCACAUUACAAGUGACAUCACAUUCCUGCCAAUGAUUUUAACUGUUUACAGUGGUCUUUUGAGUAAAUUAGGAAUUUACUCCAGUCUUUUAAAAAUACUUGAUCUUCCUGGUUUCUGAUCUUCCCCGUCAGUUUCGCCAUCUCUGCAUACUCCAUCAGUUUCGUCUGCCAUUCUUCUCUGAGCAGCAACAAGCAACAUGUCGGCUAAUAAUGUACUGACAAUAUCUUUAUAACACUAUACUGUUUCAGAAUUCAUAAACAGAAGACAUGUAAUAUGUGCAUGGAGUCACAAACUAAUAAGAAUCAAAUAAAUGUUCCAUGAACAGGAAUGGUAGGAGUGGUAAGUCACUGUCAAAGAUCCCUGAAAUGGAUUAAUAGGCCCCAAAAGUAUAUCAAAUACAUCAGCUUACUGCACUUUUUAGUGAUAACUGAUCCAUGGCCAUUUGAUGUACUUUUGGGGACUAUUAUUUUGCUGAUGAAGAUUGAAACAGUUCGUUACCUUGGAAGAACUGUUCUGUCUGCUGCUGUGCCCAGAGCUCCCUAUUAUGGCGUUCGGAGCACCCAUCAUCUCAUGUUUGUAGGAUAUUGACUGUGGAAAGGCCUUCUGCCUCCAUUUCAGUGAUCCUUGACGGUGAUUUACCACUCCUACCAUUCCUGUUCAUGGAACAUUUAUUCGAUUUUUAUUAGUUUGUGACUCUGUGCACAUACUAUAAGUCUUCUGUUUAUGAAUUUUGAAGCAGUAUAGUGCCGACAAAAAUCCGUAUAGUUAAAGCUAUGGUGUUCCCAAUAGUGAUGUAUGGAAGUGAGAGCUGGACCAUAAAGAAGGCUGAUCGCCGAAGAAUGGAUGCUUUUGAAUUAUGGCGCUGGAGGAGACUCAUGAGAGUCCCAUGGACUGCAAGAAGAUCAGACCUCUCCAUUCUGAAGGAAAUCAGCCCUGAGUGCUCACUGGAAGGACAGAUCGUGAAGCUGAGGCUCCAGUACUUUGGCCACCUCAUGAGAAGAGAAAACUCCCUGGAAAAGCCCCUGAUGUUGGGAAAGAUGGAAGGCACAAGGAGAAGGGGACAACACAGGACGAGAUGGUGGGACAGUGUUCUCGAAGCUACCAGCAUGAGUUUGACCAAACUGCGGGAGGCAGUGGAAGACAGGAGUGCCUGGCGUGCUCUGGUCCAGGGGGUCACAAAGAGUCGGACACGACUAAACAACUAAACAACAACAACAAUGGUGUUAUACAAAUAUUGUCAGUACAUUAUUAGCCAAUGUGUUGCUUGUUGUUGUUCAGAGUGUUCUGUUUUGCAACACAGGUGAUUUUCUUGCCAGUGUGGUGUAGUGGUUAGGAGCGGUAGACUCAUAAUCUGGUGAACCGGGUUCGCGUUCCCGCUCCUCCACCUGCAGCUGCUGGGUGACCUUGGGCCAGUCACACUUCUCUGAAGUCUCUCAGCCCCACUCACCUCACAGAGUGUUUGUUGUGGGGGAGGAAGGGAAAGGAGAAUGUUAGCCGCUUUGAGACUCCUUCGGGUAGUGAUAAAGCGGGAUAUCAAAUCCAAACAACAACUCCUCCUCCUCCUCCUCCUCCUCCUCCUCCUCCUCUUCUUCUUCUUCUUCUUCUUCUUCUUCUUCUUCUUCUUUGGUGUAUUCCUCUCUGAGGGCAGUAAAACUUUCAAUAAGAAUUGAGGAAGGUGUUUUGCUCUAUACCCUCUAGCAUGGCCCAUAAUAAAUAAGCAAUCAACGUCCUCAGAGGGUCUGUCCCCAGCGCCCCCUGCCACCCCCAUUGCCUCUUAGUACCCUCCUAGGUAAUUCUCCUCCAAGACAUGGAAAUCCCCACUUUGGGUACUACUGGGCUCCACUGACUGCCUAAUCCCGAGAGAGAGAGAGAGCUCACUGGGCACCAAGCUCACCCACGCUUCCUAAAUCCUGAUGUGCAGUUCAUUGCUCAGUGGUAGUGAGUGACGUACACUCCGCACAUGCUCAGCACUGCUCUUCUUUGCCAUCGGGUCCCCUUUGUUUUGCCAGUGCUGAGUCUGACCCUGAAAACCGGAUUCAAGCCUCAGCUUAAAUGAAACCUUGGCGUUGCUACUGCUGACCGUUUGAGUUGCAGGCUAACGCUUUUCUCUCUUCAAGAGGCUGGAAAGCACUGCAAGCUAUUAGAGGAGGCAGGGCAAGCACAGAGCUUAAUAAAUCAGGAGAGGAAGAUGGAUCUGGCACAGGUCCCAUUGGGCAGAUUCUUACCUCUGCCGCUAACCUCUGCAGCAUCAGACGCUGGAUGAGUGAGGGAGCAGGCAGGGUGGAUCUGAGAGGAAGAGGAAGAGGCAAGAUCGAGUUUUGGACUAUGUACGCAACUCCCAUCAUCUUCAGCUGUGGCUGGCUGGGCCUGAUGGAAAUUGUAGUUCAGAACACCUAGAGGGUGUCGGGUUGCGGAGGAUGCCAGAAGAUGGAAGCAGGUCAUCCAAGGUGGUGAGGGGGGAUGGGCCCUUUCGCUCAGGCCUCGCCCGUCCACUGCCACCAGAUUUAAUAAGAGCAUGAAAAGAGCAUAAAAAGAGCCAGAUUUAAUAAGAGCAUAAAAAGAGCCACGGGAUCAGGCCCGUGGCCCAUCUCAGUGCCGGAUUUACGUAUAAGCUAAACAAGCUAUAGGUUAGGCCCCCCAAAAAAAUUAAAGGGGAAAAAAGAACUGGAUGUACAUUUCCAAAAUAUAAGAUAAAAAACCAAUAAAAUAAAACCUACAUACAGCAACAUUGUUUGUGUGUUGUGUAGGCUCCUGUGAUGUAAGUCAUGGGCCCCGCCUGCUAGCCUGCUCCCUAAAAUAUCAUUGGGUGGCUCCUUUCUAUAUAUAGGGUGCCUGAGUCUAGGGCUUGCCGAUCAGAAGGUCGGUGGUUCAAAUCCCCGCGACGGGGUGAGCUCCCGUUGCUCAGUCCCUGCUCCUGCCAACCUAGCAGUUCGAAAGCACGUCAAAGUGCAAGUAGAUAAACAGGCACCGCUCCGGCGGGAAGGUAAAUGGCGUUUCCGUGUGCUGCUCUGGUUCGUCAGAAGCGGCUCAGUCAUGCUGGCCACAUGACCCGGAAAAACUGUCUGCGGACAAACUCCGGCUCCCUCGGCCAGUAAAGCAAGAUGAGCGCCGCAACCCCAGAGUCGGUCACGACUGGACCUAAUGGUCAGGGGUCCCUUUACCUUUACAUUCUGCAUGGACUGGUUGCAACAUGUGCAAAUGGCUUGAGAUACCUAUUAGGUCCAUCAAUUACCAUAUAGCAUAUAUUCAACACAAAAAACAGCAACCAUUUGUUGUGGACAAAGAACAGCUGGACAUUAAGGGCCCCAUUACCUUCAGUAGCUGAGGGCCUCAUCAAACCUCAAUCUUGCCCAUCUCUUCCAGCAUCCUGUUCUUACAGCAGCUGAACAGUUGCAUGUGCUGUGGGAAACCAGCAAGCAGGAUCCGAGCGCAAGAACACCUCUUCCCCACUGAAGUUUCCAGCAACUGGGAUUCAGAAGCAUCGCUGUCUCCCACUGUGGAGGCAGAACACAGCCUUCCUGACUAGCAAGCGUCCCAAAAUCCAACUCUUCUGGACAUCAAUCAUACCAGAAAUAUGCAAAAUAACUAAGCAAGUGUUAGAAGUCACCCCAGAACUGGCCCUACUGAACAUCUUCCCAGACAAUAAUGCCCACUCACAUCAUAAAGAACUCAUAGCCCACCUACUCUCAGCAGCCAGAAACAUCAUAGCUGGAGAGACCUGUCAGGAAUAAGCAUGGACCAAUGGUAUCAAAUAGUACAGUGGUACCUCGGGUUAUGUACUUAAUUCGUUCUGGAGGUCCGUUCUCAACCUGAAACUGUGCUUAACCUGAAGCACCACUUUAGCUAAUGGGGCCUCCUGCUACUGCCGGAGCACGAUUUCUGUUCUCAUCCUGAAGCAAAGUUCUUAACCCGAGGUAAUAUUUCUGGGUUAGCGGAGUCUGUAACCUGAAGCGUAUGUAACCUGAAGUGUAUCUAACCUGAGGUACCACUGUAUGGGAAACAGCCUUAUUAGAAAAACUAACCAGUAAACUGAAACUGACAUGGGGACAAAUAGAAGAGGAUGCCUUUGCCCUGGUAUGGGUCCCCUUUAUCACAUAUGUAGCCCAACAAGACAACGAUGAGAAUCCGCCGACAGCAUACAAAUCAAUCUGGCUAACCUGAUCCAAAUACACACACACACACACACACACACACACACAUCUCACUAUAGCCAACCAAAGACAAGCAACCACACCCUAGGCCAGGGGUCAGCAAACUUUUUCAGCAGGGGGCUGGUCCACUGUCCCUCAGACCUUGUGGGGGGCUGGGCUAUAUUUGGGGGGGGGGUAUGAACGAAUUCCUAUGCCCCACAAAUAACCCAGAGAUGCAUUUUAAAUAAAAGCACACAUUCUACUGAUGUAAAAACACGCUGAUUCCCGGACCAUCUGCGGGCUGGAUUGAGAAGGCGAUUGGGUCGGAUCCAGCCCCUGGGCCUUAGUUUGCCUACCUCUGCCCUAGGCCACCCCUAACCUCUCUCACUACCAAGGAAAUACAACAAGCGAAUAGUAAGAGAACCCCCACAAGUGACGCUGACACAAAACCCCACAAAUACACUAAGUAGAAGAAAAGAAUUUUUACUUUCUUGGGCUCCAUGAUCACUGCAGAUGGUGACAGCAGCCACGAAAUUAAAAGACGCCUGCUUCUUGGGAGAAAGGCGAUGGCAAACCUAGACAGCGUCUUAAAAAGCAGAGACAUCACCUUGCCAACAAAGGUCCGUAUAGUUAAAGCUCUGGUUUUCCCAGUAGUGAUGUAUGGAAGUGAGAGCUGGACCAUCAAGAAGGCGGAUCGCCGAAGAAUGAAUGCUUUUGAAUUCUGGUGCUGGAGGAGACUCUUGAGAGUCCCAUGGACUGCAAGAAGAUCAAACGUAUCCAUUCUUAAGGAAAUCAGCCCUGAGUGCUCACUGGAAGGACAGAUCGUGGAGCUGAGGCCCCAAGACUUUGCCCACCUCCUGAGAAGAGAAGACUCCCUGGAAAAGACCCUGAUGUUGGGGAAGAUGGAGGGCACAAGGAGAAGGGGACGACGAGAUGGUGGGACAGUGUUCUCGAAGCUACCAGCAUGAGUCUGACCAAACUGUGGGAGGCAGUGGAAGACAGGAGUGCCUGGCGUGCUCUGGUCCAGGGGGUCACGAAGAGGCGGACACGACUAAACGACUCAACAACAACAAGAAGAAUCCCACCCCACUCACCAUUCCCCCUUCCCCCUCUUCCCCCCUCUUUUCUUCCUAACCUAACACUGUAUGCAACACUUAUGCUUUGCAACAAAUAAAACUGACAAAUAAAACAAAUAAAACACAACUUGAAAAAAGAGACAAUGCAUGUAUUUUUGUAAACUAAGAAAUCAUAUAUAUAUAUAUAUAUAUCCCAUUCCUCCAUGAAUUUUUCCAAUCCCUUUUUAGGUUAGCAGCCAUGACUGCUCCCUGUGGCAGUGAGUUCCAUAGUUUAUGCGCCAUCCAAAGUAGUGCUUUCUUUUAUCUGUCCUGAACCCCAUCAACGUCCAGCUUCGUCGGAUGUCCUUAUGGGACGUCCAUCAUGCCACGCAGAUGCGUGCCCCUUGCCCCUUGCCCCUUGCAGGGGAGGUCUGCAGCUGACAUUGGGGCAGCCCAGCUCCACCGGAAUCUCUGGCGCUUCUACAGCAGCCAAGCAUUUCUCUGGUUAUAUAAAGCCUGUGGUUAACAUACGUGAGGAUUUGCGGGAAAAUCGUAUUACUACUGUGAAAAUGUUAAUUGCAAGAAACAUUAAUGACGGCAUGUCGGGCAAUUAAGGCCUGGCUGGCGCAGAGAGCUCAGGGCUUGGCAAGGAGGUGUGGAAGGCAGAUGAGAUAACGGGUUUAUCUAAGGAGCAGAAGAAAUGCCAGAUGUAUCAGAAACAGUACAUUCUGAUGAUUGUUGUUUUUUUAGACCUGUGGUUCCCAAACCUUUUGUGGCCACUGCCUCGUCGGUUCCAUAAUCUCACCCCAAAUGUCCCACAAAAAAUAAUAAUUCAGAACAGUGCUUUGCUUCAGACCUACUCAGGAAGAUAACACCCCCCCCCCACGAAAUUCAGAACAAGAAAUUGCACAUUUAUGUAGGAUCCGGUUAAAACUAGUUACCUUGAUUAAGGCAACAAAAUGGAUGAACUGGAUGCUGGGAUACCAGCUUUUCGAUGUCUCAUAGCCGUUUACACCUCCAGUGCUUCCCCCCAUCGCUGACACCCCUUGCCUCUUAGAGCCCCCCCCCCACUUUGGGAACUGCUGGCUCAGAUCGUAAGCUGCUCAAGUUGUUCUGCAGAGAUGCAGGGAUGCUGCAAGCGUGAUGUACUUAAUAACACAUGGGAUAAUGAAGGAAGAUGGAGGGCGGCUGCUGUUUUGUCUGCAAGGAAGAGAGCACAGCUGGGGGUCUCCCAAUUGCUUUCCCCACCCCACUGAGCCAGUGAGUUGGGAGAAGGACGGGCGUAUAAUUAUCUCGCCCCCCACAAAGGACCACUAUUUCUCUCUGGGUCCACCACCUGGGAGAGGAUUGAGAGAGACUUUUGCUGCGUGGGCAGAGAUAUUUUGCAUUUGUGCAAAAGAUGAAUUCACCUUCUAAGAUAAAACGAUGAUGCAGGUGGGGAGGCUCAGCUGGUUAGAGCAUAGGUAGGCACGGCAGCUAAAAAAGCCAAUGCAAUUCUGGGCCUCAUCAAUAGGAGUAUAGCAUCUAGAUCAAGGGAAGUAAUAGUGCCACUGUAUUCUGCUCUGGUCAGACCUCACCUGGAGUACUGGGUCCAGUUCUGGGCACCACAGUUCAAGAAGGACACUGACAAACUGGAACGUGUCCAGAGGAGGGCAACCAAAAUGGUCAAAGGCCUGGAAACGAUGCCUUAUGAGGAACGGCUAAGGGAGCUGGGCAUGUUUAGCCUGGAGAAGAGGAGGUUAAGGGGUGAUAUGAUAGCCAUGUUCAAAUAUAUAAAAGGAUGUCACAUAGAGGAGGGAGAAAGGUUGUUUUCUGCUGCUCCAGAGAAGCGGACAUGGAGCAAUGGAUCCAAACUGCAAGAAAGAAGAUUCCGCCUAAACAUUAGGAAGAACUUCCUGACAGUAAGAGCUGUUUGACAGUGGAAUUUGCUGCCAAGGAGUGUGGUGGAGUCUCCUUCUUUGGAGGUCUUUAAGCAGAGGCUUGACAACCAUAUGUCAGGAGUGCUCUGAUGGUGUUUCCUGCUUGGCAGGGGGUUGGACUCGAUGGCCCUUGUGGUCUCUUCCAGCUCUAUGAUUCUAUGAUUCUAAGGCCUGGGGGCCGGAUCUGGCCCAAUCGCCUUCUAAAUCCGGCCCGCAGAUGGUCCGGGAAUCAGCAUGUUUUUACAUGAGUAGAAUGUGUCCUUUUAUUUAAAAUGCAUCUUUGGGUUAUUUGUGGGGCAUAGAAAUUCGUUCAUCUUUUCCCCCCAAAAUAUAGUCCUGCCCACCAUAUGGUCUGAGGGACAGUGGACCGGCCCCCUGCUGAAAAAGUUUGCUGACCCCUGGGUUAGAGAGUCCAGGGAGGGGUGGGUCUGUUCCGCUGCCAAACAGCUUUGGGAGAGUCCUCCCAGGCCUGAGAUUCUUAGAGCUAGAGGAAAACGUUUGGCUAAUUUAUGGAAGAGCAGGGAGGGAGACUGGGCUUAGGCUGUGAGUGAGAAGGCUGAACUGUUGAGAGAAGCUCUGGGACAGCUGAUUAGGUAGAGUAUGAGGCUGUUAAUCUCUGCAUUGUGGGUUCAAGACCCGUGUUGAGCAAAAGAUUCCUGAAUUGCAGGGGUUGGACUAGAUGACCCUCGUGGUCCCUUCCAGCUGUAUGAGUCUUCUAAUGGAUGAAGCAGCAUCUUAAGAACACUUUUUUUGCAGGGGGUUGGACUAGAUGACCCUUGGGUCCCUCCCAACUCUGCAAUUCCAUGAUUCUAAGAUAGAGCAGCAUUUUUCAGGGCGGUUAAGAUCCAUUUUGAAUUUAAUGUUGAGAUGCCUGGAGCCUUCCUGGUGGUCCCUUAUUCCAUGGUCCUGCCCAGUGCCAGAUUUACGUUUAAGCUAAACAAGCUAUAGUUUAGGGCCCAACUCUCUUGGGGGCCCCAAAAAAAAUUAAAAGGAAAAAAGAACUGGAUGUACAUUUCCAAAAUAGAAGAGAAAAAGCUAAUAAAAUAAAACCUACAUACAGGUACAGUGUUUUGUGUUGUGUAGACUCCUAUGAUAUAAGUCAUGGGCCCCGCCUGCUAGCCUGCUCCCUCAAAUAUCACUGGUUUGCUCCUUUCUAUAUAUAGGGUGCCUACAUUCUGCAUGCACUGGUUGCAUGGCAACAUGUGCAAAUGGCUUGAGAUACCUAUUGUUGUUGUUUAGUCGUUCAGUUGUGUCCGACUCUUUAUGACCCCCUGGACCAGAGCACGCCAGGCCCUCCUGUCUUCCACUGCCUCCUGCAGUUUGGUCAAACUCAUGCUGGUAGCUUUGAGAACACUGUCCAACCAUCUCGUCCUCUGUCGUCCCCUUCUCCUUGUGCCCUCCAUCUUUCCCAACAUCAGGGUCUUUUCCAGGGAGUCUUCUCUUCUCAUGAAGUGACCAAAGUAUUGAAGCCUCAGCUUCAGGAUCUAUCCUUCCAGUGAGCACUCAGGGCUGAUUUCCUUCAGAAUGGAGAGGUUGGAUCUUCUUGCAGUCCAUGGGACUCUCAAGAGUCUCAAGAGUGAUCGACCUGGAGCAGAAACCGGCAAGCCACUCCCGUAUCCCUGCCAAGAAAACUCCAUGGACUCUUGAGAAUCUUGAGAUACUUAUUAGGUCCAUAAAUUACCAUCUAGCAUAUAUUCCACAGAAAAAACAGUGACAAUUUGUUGUUGACAAAGGACAGCUGGACAUAUGAAGGGCCCCAUUACCUUCAGUAGCUGAGGGCCGAAAUCCAGCCCUAUCCCUGCCCCUGUCCCCCAUCUCACAAAGUUCCACUAACAGGCACCCCCUCUCUCCUCUCUCUUCUCCAGGCCUCCUCAGGACAUCAGCCUCGAGGAAUUUGAUGACGAAGAUCUGUCUGAGAUCACCGACGACUGUGGCAUCGGCCUUAACUACGACUCGGACCACUAUGAGAAGGUGAGAGGGGCAGUGGACGGGGUCAAGGAGGGAUCGGUGGCAUUUGGACACCAGAUCUGUCACCGACGUCCUCUUUCUUGCAGAAGCCCCAGAGCCCAGCUCUGUGGGAGCUCCACAACUUGCAGCUCCUCUGCUCCCGAAUAACUCUCAAAACUUUUGUUUCCCGGGUUUUCCUUUUGCUUUCAAUGAAAAUAGGAAUGUCAGAAUCUUCCUGCUGGAUCAGGCCAGCCUGAUACACAAGUGGGAUGCAACAGCAAUAGCCUCCUCCCCCUCUUGCUGGCUGCCAUCCUCAAGUAGACUGGCUCUGUCCAUGGAGGUUCCAUUUAGGAAUCACGAGAAACUAAGGAGAGCCCUGCAACAGCUUGGCCAGGCCAAAGGGGUCCUGUCUCACAGUGGCCAAGUGGAUUCAAGCCUUUAUCAGGAGAAACUGGCCACUCUCCAGGCACCCGGCUUGAUCUCCUGUUGACCUCCCUGUCUGCAUUCCCGGCAGGACCCAGGCUAGGUCGCGAUAGGCGAUCCUCCUCAGCGUGAGAAGAACACAUCCCCUCUCUUUCCUGCCCCCCCUGGGCAGGGGAGAGAGAUAGACAGAAACGUAUUUACAUUCCUUUAUUUCUGUCUUUGCAGCGUUACAAAAAUCAUGUCUGCUCUCAUCAAGCUUCAGCAGUCGAGAGACAACCUCCUCCUGUACUUCCUGUACAGCUCAUAUUACACUCUGAGCUAAUUCCGGUGCUCUCUGCACUGUGAAUUGACUGUCCCUCUGUUUCCCACGGAACAGUCCCAACAUUCCCAUUAUGUUUUGCUUUCAAGCUACCAGCUCGCGGCCGCAUUGCUUCUAUAUCGUAACAUACUCCCCCAUAUGAAUCAAUGUGCGCUGCGAGCAAAGCGUGAUCCAGAGAAGAAAACAAACAGUUGUUAUACAUAUAACACUUGCCUGUUGUUUCAGUUCCACCCUUGGAACUACCCGCCACUGGUUUCCCCAGUGUACCUCUCUGGUUGUCUGUCUUCCAAGGAAUGAGUGCAUCUGCAUUACCUUGGCUAGGGAAUGUUGUGUUACGCUUAGCAACUCCCUGUUGUGUCUUUGUCUCUGACUUAUACACACCUUCAGCCUGUCUUGAGUUGUCAACAAUAGUAACACAUGCUACAGCUGAGUUAGCAAACUCUUUUGAAUACCUCUUGGGUGGUACACCCUUUGUAACUCUCUCAGACCUGCGUAUGAGGUGCUGAUCCUCUCUGCUCACUGGUUCAGUCUCAGGACUCUUUGGAGAACCAGUUCCAAUAGUAAACAGUGGUUCAUCCUUCACCUGUGAAGGUCUUUCCAUUGUGUGAGAUUUCCUCUCAAUGACUGUGUCAACUGAGCUCUUUGAGCUAGUACUGUCACUCUCAGUACCACUGUAAUCAGUAAAAUCAUCAUCAUCAUCUGAACUGUCCUCAGUGGGAAAUGUGUGAACAAUUACUCUCUCCUGUUCAGGAGCACUCUCUAGAAAUUUUGUGAGAAUCACUUGACCAGAUUCAGACAAAAUUACUCUGUAGAGACCCUUUUCAUAACCCACAAAAAUGCCUCUAGCAUUCUUUACUCCACCUGGAGCUUCAGUCUUCACAUGAGACCCAAAAACCUUAAAAUGGGCAACAGAAGGUUUUCUGUGGAAUAGCUUUUCAAAAGGAGAACAUCCUAAACCUUUUGAAACUUUUCUCACCCAACUGUAACAAAAACACAUUAACGAUUCCGCCCAAUAAUCAUGUGGCAAAUGUGAACUCAGCAAUUGUGCCUUCAUGCCAUUUUGCAAUUCUUUGUUCACUUGCACACAGACACUUCUGUUCCAUGCUUCUGCAGAAACAGCAGUCUUGUGCCUUAUGCCUCGCUUAUCCAGGAAAUCCUGAAAAUCCUGCAAAAGAAAAACUGGCUUUUCAUCUGUGAAAAGACAAUCAAUGUUAGCAUUAUGAACAUUUUUAACCUUGUCACAAAACUCUUUAAACCUUUCUAAGGCUUCUUGUGGUUUCUGCAAUAUAUAUACCCACACAUAAUGAGAGAAAUAAUCCACACACACAAGAUAAUAUCUUGCAUUGCCUCUAGACGGUGCUAGAGGACCAAUCACAUCAGCAUACACUCGCUGAAAAGCUUUGGUUACUUGCGUCGUCUUUUGGACGUUUUUCGACACACCUGCGAGAGAAAUCAUGUUAGAAUCAGAUGCAUUACAAUAUAUGCAAUCACUUUGAUCAAAAGUCAACAAAUACAGUCCCAAACCCGGUCGCUUUCAGCUCCUGACCGUUGGCUUGUUUCACAGUGAAGCUUUGCUUCUUAAACGUUGAAAACAGUCCUCGCCGCGACGUCAUGUGUUGUGUCGCUCCAGUGUCCAAAAUAAACACGUUCUCCGUUGAAAAUGCGGCUUUUGUUGACAGCAAUACCUUUGCAGGUUUCACCUGGGACUUGGUACGACUUUUGCCUGACACCUCAGGCCUUGCAGAGCUCCCCUUAGCUCCUUUCUGUUGACGUGGCUUCUUACAAUUCCGCUGAAGAUGCCCAGUCUGUCCACAAUUGAAACAACGGACAACGUUCAAAGCAACAGCCUGUUCUUCACUAGCAAUAGCAGUGGGGUGUCAGAACUCCGAGCUUCUCUCCCCCUGUCUUUGACAUCUAUUGCAGCAAGUCUGUCUUUCUCAUUGAGAAUCACGGCACAAAUUCUCUCUGUCGUGAGAUCUGCGGCAGGUAGAGAACCAAGCUGACUUGCAACCGUUUUAUAAGUCCGAUUAAGGCUGUUAAUAAUCAUGAAGCAGAAUAUCUCUUCCUGUAGAGGGAAAUUGCGUUCCGCCAUCUGCUGGCGUAAGAACUUCAUCUCUGUCAGAUGUGCUUGUACAUCUCCAUCAGGCGCUAGCCUUAGAUUGGUUAGCUUUUCAAAAUGCAGCAACGCUGAAGAACCAGCAUCUCUUUGAUGUAUUCUACGCAGCGUUUGCCAAAUCUCACGCGCGUAUUCCAAACCCUGAAUAUGCACGAGCUGAUCAUCCGAGAUACACAGAAUUAUGGCCGUCCUGGCUCUCACAUUCUGUGAAUUCCAACCUGGCGUUGGUGCAGCAGGGAUGGGGUUAUCAAUCACCCCAAAAAUCCUCUGAUUCUGAAGCAGGGCUUUCAUCUUUACAGACCAUGAGGAAUAAUUGUCAUUAGUCAGUGGAGGUGGGUAAGGUAAGCCUCCCCCCUUCUUGGUAUCCAUUUUGAAUCCAAGCCCAGCUCUCACUCUCGAGCGUGUAAACUCCAAAAGUCUAUUGGCUGUUUACUGCCUCACACUUGGCAGCUAAACGCAGGCUGUUUUGAAAAUCCCUCCAAGAGCAGUGAGAUAUACAGACAAAACAAACGCUGUUUUAUCAGUGUUUUUCCAGCCUCUCACAGUGCUCAGCCUUACUUCCGUGUUGGCCAGUAACUUUCCACUUUACUGACGUUUCGUUGCUUAGCAACUGGACAUUCCAGGCUUGAGCAGCAACCCUUUUCAACCCCAGGAAUGCGAAAUAUGCAGGCUAUUUCUCUCAGUGCUGGUUUCAUCCAAAAGCAGACACUCAGUGAACCGAAGAAUGCUUCAAUUCGCGUUCACUCUCACAGCCAUAAAAUCACCAUACCUUGAGGGAAUCCGUUGCUCAGCAAAAACACCUCCUCCGGUGCUCAGCCGUCCUUGUAGCUUCCAUCCGCCCGCUACCACAUUCUUUCUUUAUCUCCUUGCAGAGGAUGAAGUACGAUCCAUCAACCUCUCUUGUUGCUUUCAUGGAUCAUAACCAUCGGCUCCUUGCUACCAUAUGUUAGGAUUCAAGCCUUUAUCAGGAGAAACUGGCCACUCUCCAGGCACCCGGCUUGAUCUCCUGUUGACCUCCCUGUCUGCAUUCCCGGCAGGAUCCAGGCUAGGUCGCGAUAGGCGAUCCUCCUCAGCGUGAGAAGAACACACCCCCUCUCUUUCCUGCCCCCCCCCCCGGGCAGGGGAGAGAGAUAGACAGAAACGUAUUUACAUUCCUUUAUUUCUGUCUUUGCAGCGUUACAAAAAUCAUGUCUGCUCUCAUCAAGCUUCAGCAGUCGAGAGACAACCUCCUCCUGUACUUCCUGUACAGCUCAUAUUACACUCUGAGCUAAUUCCGGUGCUCUCUGCACUGUGAAUUGACUGUCCCUCUGUUUCCCACGGAACAGUCCCAACAUUCCCAUUAUGUUUUGCUUUCAAGCUACCAGCUCGCGGCCGCAUUGCUUCUAUAUCGUAACACUCAGACCCUGCUUGCGAUUCCCAGUCAUAGAAUCAUAGAAUUGUAGAAGGGACCCCAAGGGACAUCUAGUCCAACCCCCUGCGAUGCAGGAAUCACAGCUAUUUAGGGCCAACACUGCCUUAGAUAAAUGUCUGGUGCCCUUUAGAGUGAGACUUGGGAAAAGGUGUCUAAGGAAUGUCUUUUUGCCAUGCACACACACAGACACACAGAAAUUUAUUAUUAUUAUUAUUAUUAUUAUUAUUAUUAUUAUUAACCCAGUUGAACCAGAUCCUGCAACAGGAGGUGAAAAUUCCAGUUUAAUUCCUGUGUUUUCGGCUACUGUUAAAGGUACAGGAGAGCAAAACAGAAGCAGCUUUGAUCUCUCAAGGAGCAUCACUGAAGCCCCCAGUGUGGGGGGGGGAGCAAUUUUUACACCUUCUCCUGGAGUAAUAAUAAUUAUUUAUUAUUUAUAACCCCACAUAUCUGGCUGGGUUUCCCCAGCCACUCUGGGCGGCUCCCAACAGAAUAUUAAAAACACAAUAAAACAUCAAGCAUUAAAAACUUCCCUAAACAGGGCUGCCUUCAGAUUUCUUCUAAAUGUCAGAUAGUUGUUUAUUCCUUUGACAUCUGGUGGGAGGGUGUUCCACAGGGCGGGUGCCACCACCGAGAAGGCCCUCUGCCUGGUUCCCUGCAACCUCACUUCUCGCAGGGAGGGAACCACCAGAAGGCCCUUGGACCUCAGUGUCCAGGCUGGACGAUGGGGGUGGAGAUGCUCCUUCAGAUAUACUGGGCCGAGGCCGUUUAGGGAUUUAAAGGUCAGCACCAAUACUUUGAAUUGUGCCUGGAAAUGUACUGGGAGCCGCUUCGGCGCAGCGGGGACCCUUCAAACCACAGGCGGGUGAAGCCUGUGACCCUGGGACUCGGCGGGCACUGUUUGCGCCCCCCCAACCUGCAAAGGAACCCGGCAACGGGCUCCGGAACAGAGCGGGGAAGUGGCGCUGUGCUGCGAGUCGUCUGCGUCUUUUGUGGAGUGAAGCCGCGUAGCUGUUGCCGGAGAGCGCUGCCUUUUUCCUGGACAAUUCGGACUUUAAAACAAAUAUCCGUGAGUACCCAGAAUUUGAACAAAUUGGGACAUUAAAUGAAGAUUAGUGAAAAGGACAGAAUUGGACUAUAUAUAUAUAAAAAAGAAAAAUCGAUUGAAUUUGGUACGGAGCGGUAAGGGCUAAACAGGAAGUCACCCUUCCGCUCUUUUGUAAAUAUAACAAAGCAAAGACAAUUUAUACUAGAGCUUUGAAAAUUGCUUUUAAAAGAGUGGAUUCCAACAUUUCAAAUUGGGAUAUUUUUUUUGGACGAUUUGAAGCAGUAAAAGGAAGUUAUUUUCGUCCUGAUCCUGGAUCGGGGAAGUCAGGACUGACGUGAACCAAUCAAGAUAUCUGUGUGUGACAGAUAGUUAAAAGAAGAGAAUUUUUGUGACUCUAUUGUUCCCUUUCGCAUUUUAAAGGAAUAUAUAUGGAUAAAGUAUUUUAAGUAACAUGGAAAUGUAACAGAAACAAAUAUAAGUCUUCUCCCUACGGGGAGCCUUAGAAACUGUAACUAAUGCCAAGGACUUGACAGCUGUUACAAAGAAUCGUGGGAGAGUGCAACAAUGUUUUCAGAAGUUGUGGUUUGCCUGCUCAAUGAAACAAAUACUCUACUGGGAGAACUACACGAUAAGGUGAACCAGAUGGCCAAGUUGACUGGAAAUCUCAGACUGGCAGCGGAAGGCGUUGAUCAAACUGUGGGAAUAUAUGCGGAGUCUAUUCAGGACUUAAACCAGGAGUGUGUUCUGACAGAACAGGGGUUUGUGGCACUAAAUCAGGAGUGUGGUUUGACAGAACAGUCUCAACAGGAGCUUGAUCCUUCGGAUUCGAUAAUGGAACUUGGAAAAAACCAGAUAUGGGAAGGGAAAGUUUGGCGUGGUUUGGAAAUGGGGGGCUGGAUUGACCCCCCUAUGUUGGGAUAUCUGGACUUUUUAAAUACAGUAACAGGCUGCGACAUGUUUGGAAUUGUGGGGGCCCACAAUUUCGGAGGGCCCUUGAAGUAUGUUUCUAAAUACUACAUGGAUUGCAGCGAUGAACAGGGAAAAGGAUCUGAACUGAGGAGAAGGGCUAAAAACACUAUUAAGUUGGAGUUACUACAAGCAAGUGACUACAGCCACAAAUAUGAAGAAAAGCUGUGGAAGGGCCAUGGAAGUGACCUGAGGGCCUCGGACAUAAGGUCACCGGGUUAGAUUGAGGAAUAAGAACUGACAAAUCCCGAAACCAGGAGGAAGGGACGUUGGAUAAAGACUGGACUUGUUUAUAUGCUUUUCUCUUUUUUCUUGUCUUUUAACUAACAGAAUGUUUUAUAAAGCUGUUAAAUGAAAGAAUGAUAGAAAAAUGAAUGAUAGAAAAAUGUUGGAAGAAAUUACCUGGCUUUAGUAAAGAUGUAUAAAGAAUUAUGAAAGAACAUUAUGAACAUAAGAAGCUGGUAAAGUUAAGAUCUAAAUUUUAAAUUUUAAGGUUUAUUUUAUUAUAGAAAGAUGGAAAGGAUUUGCUGGGAUAAUUAACAACUAGAAUACAAAGGAAGGGAGGAGGAGGAGGUCUAAUAUUUUCUUUUCUUUUUUAUUAUUUUUUUUUCUGUAUUUUUCAUUUUCUUAUAUUUUUAUUUUUACUUUUGUAUCUUUUUCUUUUUAUUGUGUAAGUUUUUGUAUUUUCUAUUUUUUGUUAUUGUGUAAUUUUUGUAUUCUGUUUGAAAUCUCAAUAAAUAUCAUUAUAAAAAAAAAAAAAAAGGAAAUGUACUGGGAGCCAAUGUAGGUCUUUAAGGACCGGUGUUAUGUGGUCUCGGUGGCCACUCCCAGUCACCAGUCUGGCUGCCACAUUCCAGAUUAGUUGCAGAGUUAAGAGCAGGGGUCAGCAACUUUUUUUCAGCCGUGAGCUGGUCCACUGUCCCUCAGACCAUGUGGUGGGGUGGACUAUAUUUUGAAGAAAAAAAAUGAACGAAUUCCUAUGCCCCACAAAUAACCCAGAGAUGCAUUUUACAUAAAAGCACACAUUCUACUCAUGUAAAAACACGCUGAUUUCCGGACCAUCCGCAGGCCGGAUUGAGAAGGCGAUUGGGCCGCAUCUAGCCCCCAGGCCUUAGGUUGCCGACCCCUGGUUAAGAGGGUCUGGAGACUUUCCCUUCCUUGUUUAGCCCAUGUGGAUCUCUUGCUGGUGCCGGGAAGCCACCUUCGGCAGAGCCGGUGGUUGACAGGUCACCUGCGGUGCGUUUGCUGAGUCAGUGCCUGUUCCCUGCUGCUGAGUCAGGGAGAGAGACUUCCCUGCCAGCUCUUUCGCACCCUGCGGAGGCACAAGACGGUCAGCACUUUCCGUCUUGGGAAAUUGCGGAGCAGAAGAUCCCAUAAGGACACAAGGAGAGGCUGCUGGAUCGGGCCAGUGGCCCAUAUGAUCCUGCAUCCUGUUCUUCUCACAGAGGCGACCCAGAUGCCCAUUAUGGGAAGCCUGAACGCAGGAUCCGAGCACCAAAGCAACUGUUACGAUAUAGAAGUAAUGCGGCUGCGAGCUGGUAGCUUGAAAGCAAAACAUAAUGGGAAUGUUGGGACUGUUCCGUGGGAAACAGAGGGACAGUCAAUUCACAGUGCAGAGGGCACCGGAAUUAGCUCAGAGUGUAAUAUGAGCUGUACAGGAAGUACAGGAGGAGUUAGUCUCUCGACUUCUGGAGCUUGAAGAGAGCAGUCAUGAUUUUUGUAACGCUGCAAAGACAGAAAUAAAGGCAUGUAAAUACGUUUCUGUCUAUCUCUCUUCCCUGCCCGGGGGGGGGGCAGGAAAGAGGGGGGGUGUUCUUCUCACGCUGAGAAGGAUCGCCUAUCGCGACCUCUGCCUGGAUCCUGCUGGGGAAUGCAGACAGGGAGGUCAACUGGAGAUCAAGCCGGGUGCCUGGAGAGUGGCCAGUUUCUCCUGAUAAAGGCUUGAAUCCCAACAUCAACGCCCCCCCUCCUGGGGUUUCCAGCAACUGGGAAGGUGGUGAAGGUCCUGUGUGAGUGUCUGGAAGUAGUUGGAGGAUGGAUGGCGGCUAACAGAUUGAGGUUGAAUCCUGACAAGACAGAAGUACUGUUUUGGGGGGACAGGGGAGGGGCAGGUGUGAAGGACUCCCUGGUCCUGAAUGGGGCAACUGUGCCUCUGAAGGACCAGGUGCGCAGCCUGGGAGUCAUUUUGGACUCACAGCUGUCCCUGGAGGCGCAGGUCAGUUCUGUGUCCAGGGCAGCUGUCUACCAGCUCUAUCUGGUACGCAGGAUGAGACCCUCCCUGCCCGCAGACUGUUUUGCCAGAGUGGUGCACACUCUGGUUAUCUCCUGCUUGGACUUCUGCAAUGCGCUCUACGUGGGGCUACCUUUGAAGGUGACACAGAAACUACCACUAAUCCAGAAUGCGGCAGCUAGACUGGUGAUGGGGAGCGGCCGCUGAGACCACAUAACACCAGUCUUGAAAGACCUACACUGGCUCCCACUACGUUUCCGAGCCCAAUUCAAAGUGUUGGUGCUGACCUUUAAAGCCCUAAACGGCCUGUAUCCCUGAAGGAGCGUCUCCACCCCCAUCGUUCUGCCCGGACACUGAGGUCCAGCUCCGAGGGCCUUCUGGUCAUUCUCUCCCUCCGAGAAGUGAGGUUACAGGGAACCAGGCAGAGGGCCUUCUUGGUGGUGGCGCCCGCCCUGUGGAAUGCCCUCCCACCAGAUGUCAAAGAGGAAAAACAACUACCAGACUUUUAGAAGACAUCUGAAGGCAGCCCUGUUUAGGGAAGCUUUUAAUGUUUAACAGACUACUGUAUUUUUAAUCUUUGUUGGAAGCCGCCCAGAGUGGCUGGGGAAACCAGCCAGAUGGGCGAGGUAUAAAUAAUAAAUUAUUGUUGUUGUUGUUCUUGUUGCCUCUGACUGUAGAGGGCAGAUCGGAGCCAUUCUGGCGAGUAGCCAUUGGCAGCCCUCUCCUACAUGAAUAUGGCUCAGGGCCGGAUUUAGGUUUGAUGAGGCCCUCAGCUGCUGAAAGUAAUGGGGCCCUUUAUAUGUCCAGCUGUCCUUUGUCCACAACAAAUUGGCGCUGUUUUUUGUGUUGAAUAUAUGCUAUAUGGUAAUUUAUGGGCCUAAUACAUAUCUCAAGCCAUUUGCACAUAACAAAAUAUGUACGGUAUUUUAUCAAAGUAAUUGUUGAACUGAAAUACAAUUAAGAAGAAGUAUAUUAAUAGUGAAAUAAUUCUUAAACUCUAACUUAAAAUGAUUUUUUAUUCAUAACAAACUUAAUAAUGGCAUUUGGCAAUAACAAAAGUUCCUUUAGAAACACAAUUUACAAAGACUCAUAAUCUAGUCUCUAGAAACUUGCUAUAACAUGAAAUAAUAAUAGGUGUAAAUAUGUGAUGCAAACUAUUAAUAAUUAUGGAGAGCAGAAUGUAGGCACCCUAUAUAUAGAAAAGAGCAAACCAGUGAUAUUUGAGGGAGCAGGCUAGCAGGCGGGGCCCAUGACUUACAUCAUAGGAGCCUACACAACACAAAACACUGUUGCUGUAUGUAGGUUUUAUUUUAUUUGUUUUUUAUUUUCUAUUUUGGAAAUGUACAUCCAGCUUUUUUCCCCUUUAAUUUUUUUUGGGGGGCCCCAAGAGAUUUCAAAUGGGACAACUAAUGGAAUGUUUAGUAUAAGUAAGAUUCAAAACACGACACUCCUUUUUACUCCUGUACUGUGAGAUAGGUAAGGAAUCCCAAAAUUCCAGCUCUUUCUCCAAGCCACAAAACAGCUUGACUACAUUUUUUAAUUUAUUUGUAGCCCAUAUUCCCAAAUAUAUCCAAAUAUCUAAUAGGAUUUUGUUUUUCUCCCCCUGCCAGGACUGUCUGGUGCUGGAGAGAUGUGAGCAGCCCAACCCCAUCUCCACCUUCCAGGACGAUUUCCAGGAGUUUGAGAUGAUCGAUGACAACGAAGAGGAGGAGGAAGGGAACGGGCUGGAGGAGGUGCCCCCCUCACCCUCGGGGUCUCCAAUCCCUUCGCCCACCCCAGAGGAGACCCAGAAGCAUCGCCCCACCACUCUCAACCUGACCGUGACGGGCACACAGGUGAGUCUGGGAGGAGAGCCUUGGGCACCUGGAGUUUUGCAAAUGCAACUCCUGGGAGCAACUUGGUCCCAAAGCAUUCUGAAACAGCAGGUUUGUUGUUGUUGUUGUUUAGUCAUUUAGUCGUGUCCGACUCUUCGUGACCCCCUGGACCAGAGCACGCCAGGCACUCCUGUCUUCCACUGCCUCCCACAGUUUGGUCAAACUCAUGCUGGUAUCUUCGAGAACACUGUCCCACCAUCUCGUCCUCUGUCGUCCCCUUCUCCUUGUGCCCUCCAUCUUUCCGAACAUCAGGGUCUUUUCCAGGGAGCCUUCUGGAGAGGUUUGAUCUUCUUGCAGUCCAUGGGACUCUCAAGAGUCUCCUCCAGCACCAGAAUUCAAAAGCAUCAAUUCUUCGGCGAUCAGCCUUCUUUUUGGUCCAGCUCUCACUUCCAUACAUCACUACUGGGAAAACCAUAGCUUUAACUAGACGGACCUUUGUUGGCAAGGUGAUGUCUCUGCUUUUUAAGAUGCUGUCUAGGUUGGUCAUUGCUUUUCUCCCAAGAAGCAGGCGUCUUUUAAUUUCGUGGCUGCUGUCACCAUCUGCAGUGAUCAUGGAGCCCAAGAAAGUAAAAAGUUAGGAAGGAUAUUAAUAAACAAUACAUCCUCUCCUGACUCCCUGAACAUUUCCACAUCCUGAGCCAUCCAAGCAAGAGAGAGAGAGAGAGAGAGAGAGAGAGAGAGAGAGAGAGAUGGACUGACUCCAGGAGCAUUUCGCAUCAUAAAUAAACCAGGAAGGAGUCGCUCUUCAUCUGCAUUAAAAGCUGCAAGCAGAGAGCAGACUCCUGAUUUGCACACCCCCCCAAAUGAGGCUGGGGGAAGUGAGUCUUCCCUGCUUGGCAACUGCUGCUGCCGCCACCACUGGCCUAUUUGAUGCACAGAUGGGUUUCCAGAUCUGACAGGACGUUCAAGAGUUUGGAUGGCAACGCCUGCGAUGCCCAGAGAGGCAGUGUGGCGUUUCUACGCAGCCCCCGGUGGUCUCAUGGACUAUUGACCCGUACACCACUAAUUCGCUGCCACCAACCAGGUCCUCCCUGGUAAAUCACUUUGUCUCAGUCAGGUUCUUAAGUUAACAAAGAAGAGUGUAGUUUAUUGCAGACACAAGUAAACUCUAACUGCAUUCAAAACCUUGUUACUCUUUACCUUCUUAGUCUUAUUUUUAUCUUGCCUCUAACUUUUCUACCUCCUCUCACACAAGAACCAACUGCACUAACUGUCUCUCUAAUUCCAACUGUCUGCCAACUGCUUUCCCAACUGCCUUUCCCAACCAAACAACCCAAACCUCGGGCUAAGCCCUUUUAUAAGCCUCUACCUAUUAACUCUUUCUCUCCCCCUGUACAGACAUUUUUAAAAGAAUGGGCAAACGCCACAGGCAGGUUUCGCAAUGCUCUACAAAAACCGGGCCGGGCAUUUGUGGCUUUUGCAGGAUUAAAAGUCAGAAACAGAGGAAGCUGCCUAGUUUCGGGGACAAUUCUAUCGCAGCGUUCGGGAUGGAGGGAAGAAAGUCCUUCUUCACGCAGCGCGCAAUUAAACUAUGGCACCCACUCCCCCAGAAGGCAGGGAUGGCCACCAACAUAGCUGCAAAUAUAAUGUUUUAAGUGCAUUGUUCAAAUGUGCCAUUAGAUGGCGAUGUUGAGCAAAUGGCAAAUUCGAUAUAUAUAUAAAACUUUUUUUAAAGAAGCAUGUUCACAGCGUUUUUUAUAUGUGUCUAGAUUCCACCUAGGAAGGCUUUAAAAGAGGAUUAGACAAAUUCAUGGAGGAGGAGAGGGCUCCUUGCUGUGAGAACAGAAUGCUGGACUAGAUGCGCCCUUGGCCGGAUUCAGCAAAGCUCUUUUUCUGUUAUUAUAUCACUAAUAUAUUGGCUGUCUCUCUCUCUAUGCAACAGGGGUUUAUUCGCAAACACGGGGGGGGGGGGGGGCUGAUCAAUUCAUUCCCUGCAGAUUCCUGCAUGAACUGGUAUUUUCGGCAACUACCAGGCUGAGAGCUGGGGCUGCGCAGUGGUUAGAGCGCUGGACCAGGACCCGGGUUCAAAACCCAACUUGGCCAUGAGACUCACUGGGUGACGUUGGGCCAGUUACUCACUCACCCUAACCUACCUCACAGGGUUGUUGUGAGAGUAAAGUGGGGAGGAGGGCAACUACGUAAGCCUCUCUGAGCUCCUUAGAGGAACAGUGGGAUAUAAAUGUAAAUAAUGAUGAUAAUAAUAAUGAUAAUAAUAGACAGACUGGAAUCCUUCAGAUUUUGCACUUCUCUGAAUUCCGCAAUGCAGCCUUUGGCUAAAAAUAAAAUACAGUGGUACCUCUGGUUGCGAACGGGAUUCAUUCCGGAGGCCUGUUUGCAACAUGAAAAGAAUGCAACCUGCAGCAGCACGUCUGCGCAUGCGCGGGUUGCAAUUCGCCACUUCUGUGCAUGCACAUGACGUCAUUUUGCGUGUCUGCGCAUGUGCGAGCAGCAAAAUCCGGAAGUAACCCUUUCCGGUACUUCCGGGUUGCCGCAGGACGCAACCUGAAAGAACGUAACAUGAAGCGGACAUAACAUGAGGUAUGACUGUACUCAAUGUAUAUGUAAUGCGCAUUUUGAAUUUUUUUAACUGAAUUUAUACGCCACCUUUUCCUCAAAGGAGCUCAAGGAGCUGUCAUUCAUCCUCUCCCUCCUUGUUUAAUCCCCGCAACAAAACUGCGAGGUCAGUCGGGCUGAGAGAAGGCAAUGACUGCCCCCCCCCAGGGCACUCAGUGAGCUUUAUGGCUGAGUGGGGGGAUUUGAGAGCCCAGCUCUCCCAGCUCCUGGCCCUGCGCUCUAACCAAUACCCAGCACUUGGUCUCCAAAGUUCAUUUAGAAAUGCGUAGCGCGUGCAAAAACAUUUAAACACAACUUUUCAUGCCUUGGUCCAGUAUACCUGAAGGAGCGUCUCCACCUCCAUCGUUCAGCCCGGACACUGAGGUCCAGCACCAAGGCCUUCUGGCGGUUCCCUCCCUGCGAGAAGUGAGGUUACAGGGAACCAGGCAGAGGGCCUUCUCGGUGGUGGCACCCGCCCUGUGGAACACCCUCCCACCAGAUGUGAAGGAAAUAAACCACUAUCUGACAUUUAGAAGACAUCUGAAGGCAGCCCUGUAUUGGGAAGCUUUUAAUGUUUAAUAGGUUAUUGUAUUUUACUGUUUUGUUGGAAGCCGCCCAGAGUGGCUGGGGUAUAAAUAAUAAAUUAUUAUUAUUAUUAUGUGCACGCGCGCGCACACACACACACACACAUGGUGGACACAGGGCUGAGUGGACCUUUGAACGAUGUGAAACUGAUAGCAACUCAAACAGGCUGAGUUCUACCUCUUUCAUUGCAGGAGAUGGACUAGAUGAUCCUCAGACCCCUUCCAAGUCUAAAAUUCUCUGAUUCUCUGAUUCCUUCUUCCAAAAGGAAGACCCAAAACUGGGUGUUGGAUUGGGGCAUCUUUAGUCUUCCCUCCUUUCCCCACGGAAGCAGCUGCUUCAAACCAUCCUCUCCCCGCCCCCCCAUCUCGUGUCAGUUCAUGUGCUUGUCACUAAGCCCCUUUUGGAAUUAAUCUUUCCCAAUCUCUCCCCCCCCCCAACUUUAAUCUGCUGUGUCAUUAACCCUCCCUAGAGGGCUCAGUCGGCAAGGCUGCGAGUGCAAUUUUCCGAAAUAUGCGUUCCGAAUAAUGUGCUGCACGGAAGAGAGGCAGGAAGGAAGAGGAACGGCAAAGAGGCCUCGCUUUCUGAAAGCACCUUAGCAUUCCAAAAGAUGAAUGAAAACAUCUUAAACCACCAGUGCCCCGAUUUUUGUCAACAUCGAACGGACGGGUUCCGAUUCAUUCAUAUAAAAACCCUUUCCUAAAGACACUGAUGGGAGUGCACAGAUCAGGCUGGAAUAAACCUGAGGACACUUGCAAGAACUCAGUUGUUUUCAUGCAGCUGGCAGCGCCUGCACUGUGGAACUACCUGCCUCUUGAUAUCACGUUAUCCUUUUUGGAGCCUGCUGAAAACAUUUUUGCUUAGACAAGCCUGUCCAGAUGUUUAGAAAGGUGGCCCGAGUUUUAAUUCUCUUCUUAGUCCAUUGUUAACUUUUUAAGAGUUUUUAAUUAUUGCUGUUAGUUUUUCUUAUUCAUAAUAGCCGUCUGUCAGGGAUGCUUUAGUUGCGAUUUCUGCAUUUCAGAGAGUUGGGCUGGAUGAUCCUUGGGAUUAUUUUACAACGCUGCAUUUCUAAGAUAAUUUUAUUAAUCUAUCCUUUUUUGUAAACCUCUUUGAGGCGUUUUUGUUUUCAUGGAAUCAUAGAAUUGUAGAGUUGGAAGGGACCCUAAGGAUCAUCUAUUCUAACCCUCUGCAAUUCAUGAUAGGCAGUCAUCCAAUCCCUCCAAUUGGGGGGGGGGGGAUUGGGGUUGGGUUUUUGUUUUUGUUUUGCAAUCAAGCGUUGUGCAAAUUUUAUGAAAUAAUUAAGUAACGCAGAAAAGUUUGGCAAUGCAGCGGUUCUCUCACCAAAUACAGGCAUUCCCAAACACAUUUCACCUGCAAUGGCACUAUUUUAAAUCCCCUUGGCUACUUCUCCAAUUCAAAUUCAUCUACAUUCUGAUCUGCAUGUUAAUCCAGAUCAGGUAAACUCAUACCAGAAUUUGGAGUCUUUGUGCUUCAUGCGGCAGCUAGACUGGGGACCGGGAGCGGCUGCUGAGACCACAUAACACUGGUCUUGAAAGACCUACACUGGCUCCCAGUACGUUUCCGAGCACAAUUCAAAGUGUUGGUGCUGAUCUUGAAAGCCCUAAACAGCCUCGGUCCAGUAUCCCUGAAGGAGCGUCUCCACCCCCAUCGUUCAGCCUGGACACUGAGGUCCAGCUCAGAGGGCCUUCUGGCGGUUCCCUCCCUGCAAGAAGCAAAGUUACAGGGAAGCAGGCAGAGGGCCUUCUCGGUGGUGGCGCCCGCCCUGUGGAACGCCCUCCCAGCAGAUGUCAAGGAAAUAAACAACUAUCUGACUUUUAGAAGACAUCUGAAGGAAGGCCUAUUUAGGGAAAUUUGUAAUGUUUGAUGUAUUUAUUGUGUUUUUAAUAUUCUGUUGGCAGCCGCCCAGAGUGGCCGAGGAAACCCAGCCAGAUGGGCGGGGUUUAAAAAAACAAAUUAUCAUUAUAUUAUUAUUAUUAUUAUUAUUAUUAUUAUUAUUAUUCUAAUUCUGGAGCAUAGCCAUUGUGGCUGGUGACCCUUGACAAACCUGCACCAGUCCUACCUGGAGAAGCCAACACUCACCUGGGGCUUUCUGCAAUCAAAGCAGGUGUCUUCCUUUCCCACUGCUGGAGCUGCCGGUUAAAUGCCUUAACCUGAUAUCUAAUGGCACAAUCUUUUGCGGCUCCAUUGACCCGCUCCAUCAACCCACUUUGUGCCCCAGAUCCUGCGAGUCAGGUGGGACUCUGAAAGGAGCAAGGGCUGCUCUCAUUCUUUGAGGCAACUCCUUCUGUGCCAUCAUGGUUUUGGAAGUGCCCCUUUUCCGAUUCAGCGCUGCAAAAAUGCUCUCAACCGUAGGCCCCGAACCAGAGGUGGAUCCUCUCUUGGAAUGGUAGACUGCAGCAAUCCCUGACUGAGCAGCUCCCUCCUUCGGCACAGUUUGUUGUGAUCCCUUCAUUGCAGGGGUUGGACUAGAUGACUCUUGGUGUCCCUUCGAACCCUACAGUUCUAUGAUUCAUUGGAGGGUUUUAAACAGGGGUUGUGGGGCUUCUUGCUAGAGGAGACUCUUGAGAGUCCCAUGGACUGCAAGAAGAUCCAACCUAUUCAUUCUGAAGGAAAUCGGCCCUGAGUGCUCACUGGAAGGACAGAUCCUGAAGCUGAGGCUCCAAGACUUUGGCCACCUCAUGAGAAGAGAAGACUCCCUGGAAAAGACCCUCAUGUUGGGAAAGAUGGAGGGCACAAGGAGAAGGGGACAACAGAGGACGAGAUGGUGGGACAGUGUUCUCGAAGUGGCCAACAUGAGUUUGACCAAACUGCGGGAGGCAGUGGAAGACAGGAGUGCCUGGCGUGCUCUGGUCCAGGGGGUCACGAAGAGUCGGACACGACUAAACGACUAAACAACAAGAGGUGGGGCUUCUGUCAGGGUUCCUAAGCUGUGAUUCCAUUAUUGCAGGCGGUUGGAAUAGGUGACCUUUGGGUGUAUCAAACCUAUGAUUCUGUGAUUCUUCUUAUUAAAUUUCCAUUUUAUCACAUUUAAACACAUCCUUAUACUCUUUACAUAUUUGCUCUAUCGAGCUUCAACUUCUCUCCAUCCCAUCUCAUGACUUUCAUAGUUCAUUAUUACUUCAUAGCAGUUAUACGUUUUCCAGUUUGCGUUUCACUCCUUCCGUUUAUAACAAAAUUUUAAAUAGAUGUACAGAAGGUACAAAUCACACACCUUGCAAGUUUUCUUACAACAACCUUGCUAGUGUUGUUAAUUGUUUACAGUUAUCCUUCGGAUAUUGUACAGAUUUACUCCAGUCUUUUUGGAAAGCGUGGUCAUGCUGGUUUCGGAUUUUCCCGGACAGCUUUGCCGGUUCUGCAUAGUCCAUCAUCUUCAUCCACCAUUCUUCUAACGAAGGGAUUUCCUGUUGCUUCCAUUUUUGGGCCAAAAGAGUUCUUGCUGCUGUUGUUUCACACAUUAACAGUUUAAUGUCUCUCUUUGGCGUCUCUUCCAGAAAUGCCUCUGGUUUUUUCCACAAAAGUACUUUUAAACAUUUUCUUUAACUCAUCUCUGCUCUCUUUUCCUCCCCUGCGUGACCAGGACUCCCUGAACAACAACAGCAGCUGCAACCCAGCACCCCCCUUGCAAAGGGCCACCUGGCAGGAGACUCUGCUCCACACUUCUUCUUCCUCCUCCUCCUCUUCGGUGCCCCAUGCUGGUGAGUGACCUCCCAUACCCCUGGCCGCCUGGGGAGAACUGGCUCUCCACAGCAAGCAGAAACUGUGCAGGAGGGUGGAGGUACAGAGGUACAGAGACUUUCAGCCCACAGGUCUCAAUAACCCCAGUGCGGGUCCCAGUUAGACCACACGGCCUAUCCCCCCGACAAAUCACAUUCUGUGUGGUUACAGGUAGGUAGGCGUGUUGGUCUCCAUAGUCAAAAUAAAUUUUUUUAAAAUUCCUUCCAGUAGCAUCUUAAAGGUAAAGUGACCCCUGACCAUUAGGUCCAGUUGCAGACGACUCUGGGGUUGCAGCGCUCAUCUCGCUUUAUUGGCCGAGGGAGCUGGCGUACAGCUUCCAGGUCAUGUGGCCAGCAUGACUAAGCCGCUUCUGGCGAACCAGAGCAGCGCACGGAAACGCCGCUUACCUUCCCACCGGAGUGGUACCUAUUUAUCUACUUGCACUUUGACGUGCUUUCGAACUGCUAGGUUGGCAGGAGCUGGGACCGAGCAAUGGGAGCUCACCCCAUUGCGGGGAUUUGAACCGCUGACCUUCUGAUCGGCAAGUCCUAGGCUCUGUGGUUUAACCCACAGCACCACCCGGUACAUGCACACGAAACACGCACACGAAAGCUCAUACCAAGAACAACCUUAGUUGGACUCUAAGGUGCUACUGGAAGGAUUAUUAUUAUUAUUAUUAUUCUGUGUGGUGUCGGGUAUGGAAGAGGCUGCAGAGGAGCAACUGAGAGCUGACAACGGUUCCUUGCAAGCAGGGCUCACAGUUGGUGUCGAUCAGCCGACAGGGAAUCCCGCUGGUGCCAGGAACUCCAUAGCGCAGCCCUGAUUUGUCGAGGUCGCUUUCUCCAUUUGCAGGAAGCUGUUUGCAUUCAUUCCUCGGCCCCCUGUGCAUUCUUCCUUCUGCAGAGGAAGCUGCUUGCAUGGCCACUGCUUCCUCCAUCCCGACUGCAAGUCCCCUUUCAAGGCGCCCUCCCAGUGCCAAUCAGCUGGUUGUUACAGAAAGUGUGUCUCCACAGAAGGUUGCUGCAACUGCCAAUCAGCUGAAGGUUGGCAGCUGUUAGUCACCUGUUGUUAAGGCAUCAGGCAAUUGAGUCACAGGUGGGAGGUCCCAUCCCCUUGUCCAAGUUGGUGCACAGCAGAAGUUGCUGGGGGGUGGGCAGGGAUGUGGCUCCAACUCCCCACUUCUGCACUAGACUGACUCAAGGGAUGGGCUGUGGAGUUCAAGAGCUACAGGACUUGCCAGUCAGGGUCUGGGCCAUGGAAUGGCAACAGCAAAGGCCUUUGGAGGUCUGGGAUAUAUCACACUGUGAAACAGGACUGUUCAUGGUGUCCCGACUAUAAAAUUGAAGAAAUCGAUAUAUAUAUAGCCGCACCGGCAGCAUAUUUCUUCUUUCUCGUAUCCAAAUAUGCAAGGAGGGCUUUUACACUCGCCAGAAGCUCUGCCCUGCCCUCGCCGGUCCUGGAAGGAUCCUUUUAAAAAGUCCCAUAUGCUCAGAGACUUUGCGCCUGUUCAUUAGGGGAGAUAGGAAGCCCAGAGCACUUGUUCUUUAGAUGUCCCUUUUAUGAAGAGGCACGUAGUGAGACCAUUGAUCCCCUGCUGGUGAGGCUCGCUGACCUCCCGGAAAAGCAAAAAUUUGACCUUUUCCUGUUAGGCAAAGGUCAUAAGAUGACCCGGAUGGUCGCCAGAUUCUGUGUACAGAUCUGUAGGCACAGACCGUCCCCCGACCCAAACUAGUUCAUUAAGAAGACCCCCAAACUCGGUUCCAUGGGUGACUCUGGGUCAUCUCUCUGCGGCAGCUUAUCUUAAAGUUUAAAGUGUUUAUACGCUUAUCGCAUUUAUAAAUCUUAAAUUUAUUGUUGUACAUUGUUUUAAAUGUUUGUUUUCCUUCGGGGAUUGUACCCCCAAGUGUGUUUUAUAAGCUGGUCUCCGACCGUAAUAAAUUACCUAUCUAUCUAUCUAUUGCACGAUGAUAGGUUGGUCCAACUAGAUAAGGCCCAGGGUGAGACGGUUGUGUAGACUCCCCCAGAUUGCUGGCUUUGACCUCACUAGAGUGCUGUCGGGAUGGUUCCUGAGUCCUGAACUUUGCCGUCUGCUCCUUCCCCUUGCAGAGCGAUCCUCCGCUGUGCACCCGUGUCUCCAGGACGGACCGUGCUCAGACCCUCGGAGUGGCACAGGCCCUGGCCGAGCCCAACCUCCUUGCAAACCACCGCUUUAUGAUGCCGAAGGGAACAGCCAGGAGCUGCGGGAGGCCCCGCCCCCUGUCCGACCUGGGGAGGACUACAACAUGAACAUCGUCUCCUCCAUGCCCGGCUCUCAGCCUCCUUCAGAUUCAUCUGUCCAGGCCCCCAGGGAGGUUGCAGAAGAUCCCCAAGGUCCCAUCACACGCCUGGCAUCUAAGUCGCCCGUCUUCAGCCCCCACAGGUCACCGGCAACAGAGAUUUACUGCGCCAGGUUCCAGAGGGAUGCGGCAGGAUGCCAGGAGGCAGAGAAGGUAGCUGAGGGCUCCCCCGUCGUCUUUGCUGGGGGGAAAUCAGGGCACGGGUCCCCCAUCUCACUGAUUGACCAGGGAGGCUCCCCGCUGUCGGACGAUGAGGCUCCCAAGGGCCGCCGAGAUGCUGGGUCUGGAAGGAGCCACCCCACGGGAGACCAUGCCGCCCCGACCAGAACGGCGACGGAAUCCCUGAGCUCCGAAGGAGAAAGUGGCCACAGGGGCCGGGCACCCAGUGUGCGAGGGCCACCUUCUGCCUCGUCGGACACCACGUCCCCCUCAUCAGACCCCGGUAUUGAGGCAGACCUCACCAGCCGCAACUCCAAGUCCUUCCCACCAUGCAGCCGGCACAGCGAGGACCUCAGCUCGCCUGGCUCCGACUCAGACGUGGAGGGCGAGAUCGAGGCAGCCUUUGCCUGCAGCGGGAACCGCCUGGCCAGCAACAUGAUCUCCAGCAUCUCGGAGACGGAGCUGGACCUGAGCAGCGACAGCAGCAGUGGACGCUCCUCCCACCUCACCAACUCCAUUGAGGAGGCUAGCUCCCCGGGCUCAGAGGCCGAGCUGGAGGCAGACCUGGAGUCCCGGGGAGUGCUAGGCCUGAAGGACACCCUUCUGCUAGACGUGGGCAAAGAGGAGGAGGACGGGGUGGCGGUGGCCCCGGAGAGCGCAGUGGUGAGGAGGGACAGCCUGGCAGCCCUCAAGAUAGAGGAGUUCUAUGAGGACCCGUCCGCUCCUGUUGAGCCAAUGGACAGGCCCCUCUCGGACUCGCUGGACCUGGAGAUCGACCCCGACCACAGCCUGGAGACCCUGCGGCGCUCCUUCUACUUGCCGGUGGGGGCCAAGCUGGUGCCCAAGGGCCGCAGCGACAGCGAUGACCGAGCGGGGAACAGCGAGUACGACUCCGAUUCCGACUCCGAGUCGGAGCCGGACCUGAGCGAGGAUUCCGACUCCCCGUGGCUGCUCAGCAACCUGGUGAACAAGAUGAUCUCAGAAGGCUCGUACCCCAUCAAGUGUGCCGAUGAGUGCUUCCCAGCGGCCCACUCCCUCUCGGACACCAUCUCUCCCGCCUCCGACCUGGAGCCCGAGAUCCCCAGCGAGGCCCUGGGGGAGGCGCAGCCCGGCCCUCCGCAGAGCAUCGAGCUGGUGGACAUGGAGACCCUCCGGUGUUCGCUACGGGAGGAGGAGAAGCCCACCGAGCCAGGGGGCCCGGCGGAUGAGGUGGGGCCCUACCUGUUCAUGAGCAACCUGACCAACGACACCAUUGCUCCCGUCUUUCCUGGGAGGCCACUCUCCGGCUGCUGCAAGAGCGGCGGCGGCACCCCAGCCAAGGGCUUGCCCCCCAGGGAGGUAGCGGUCAAAGCCGACCCAGCCACGGGGCCCGAGGACUGGGCGAUCGACGGGGACCUGGACUCUGGCAUCUUGGAGGACAACGACAUGAUUGACGACGUCCGGUUAGAGGGCAGCGAGGGGCUGGACGUCUCCACCGCCAAGACCAACCGUUGCUUCAGCUUCGCCUACUCUCCCGAGGAGGAGGAGGAUGGGGAGGCCCCUUCCCUAGGCAGCCUGAAGGGCUCCCCCUUCUCCGAGGAGAUGCCCCUGCCCCCGCCCACCAUAGCCCUGGACGACUCCCUGGCCUACGACUCCGUCAAGUACACCCUCGUCGUGGACGAAAACACCCAGCUGGAGCUGGUCAGCCUCAAGCGUUGCACGUCGGUGCUGAGCGACGACAGCGAGCUGCUGAGGGCCUGUGACGCCGCCGACCUGGAGGACGCGGGCAGUGACUUUGGGGAGGGGCUGGUGGCUCCAGACGGGCGCAGCUCUUCAUCGGAGGACUCCUCGCCCGAGGCUGACCUCCACUUCUCAAAGAAGUUCCUCAACGUCUUUGUCAACAGUACCUCCCGUUCCUCCAGUGAGUGCCACCCCCUCUGUGGCUGGAGGGGGCAGGGUGGUUGGUGUGGGAGGGAGGGAGGGCACUUCCUGUGACCAGCACACGACUGCCUGUUGCCACCCCAGUCACCUGGAUGCAAGAUCCAGGGGCCGUUCUGCUUUGGUCUCCUGGCUCCCAAGCAACAGGGACCCCCUCAGGGCCUCAGCUGCUGCUGCCCCAUUGUGGCCACAGAUGGUCUGGAUUGGCUGUCUUCCUGCUGAGAGGCAGGCCUCUGCAAUUGGCUUCCUAUCCUUGGAAGAAGAAGCCCUCUGUCCUAACAGUGUGAUUGGUACAGAUGCCACACCCUGCCUUUGAUUGGUAGAGUUGCCCCAUCCCAUCCCUGAUUGGUACAGAUGCCACACCCCAUGCCUGAUUGGUACAAGAUGCCACACCCUGCCCUUGAUUGGUAGAGGUGCUGCACCGCAUCCCUGAUUGGUACAGAUGCCACACCCUGCCCUUGAUUGGUAGAGUUGCCCCAUCCCAUCCCUGAUUGGUACAGAUGCCACACCCCAUGCCUGAUUGGUACAAGAUGCCACACCCUGCCCUUGAUUGGUAGAGGUGCUGCACCGCAUCCCUGAUUGGUACAGAUGCCACACCCCAUCCCUGAUUGGUACAAGAUGCCACACCCCAUCCCUGAUUGGUACAAGAUGCCACACCCCAUCCCUGAUUGGUACAGAUGUGAAACCCCUUACCCGAUUGGUGCAGCAGGCGCCCCCAUUCCUGACCAGUGCAGCCCCCCCCAUCCCUGAUUGGUUAGCCCCUUGCUUUGGGUAAUUGUCUGCAGCCUGCUGUGAUCCUUUCUCUGCCCCCUCAACCAGGUACAGAGUCCUUUGGCCUCUUUUCUUGCAUGGUGAACGGGGAGGAGCGGGAACAGACCCACCGAGCCGUCUUCAGGUGAGAAGGGAGAGGGGAGAGGCCUGAGGGUUCCCCAGCUCUCUGCUUUGAGGCUCCUUCAGGCCAGGAGAUCAGCCCUGCAGGGCUGUCUUGGGGAGGGGGGCUCCCACACUCCCCGGCAAAGCAGAAGAGCAUUUGAGAAACCCCCUUGAGAAGAGGGAACCCGGCCCCACUUACGCUGUUUGCCAUGGACACGCCUGUCAAGGCUUAACCGUGGCUCCAGAAGAGGCUUUUCAACUCCGUGGAUCUCAGCAGCACUCUAAUAUGACAGAGGGUGCUGCCAGGACACAGGGUCCCGAGUCAAUUAAAAACACCAGCCCCUGCUCAAAGGUAAACCACCACACCGCCUGCUGGUGUACAGACCAAGAGGGGUCCAGAUUCAGGAAUCCAGGGAAUGAGGCCAUCCCCUGCUAGAAAUUUAAGAACCUCGGAAGUGCCUGGAUCAGGCCAAAGGGGGCCCAUCUUGUCCAGCAUCUUGUUCUCACAGCAGAUGCCCCUUUUGCAGGAUCCGAGCACAAGAGCCCUCUUUCCUAUUGUGGUCUGUAGCGACUGAUAGAUUAUUCCCCAUCCAUGAAUUUGCCCAGUCCUCUUUUAAAGCCGUCUAAGUUGGUGGCCAUCGCUGCUUCCUGUGGCAGGGAGUUCCACUGCCUAAAAAAAGGGAGGGGGAAAAUACUUUUACGUCAGUAGGCUCAGUGACCCAAGGAAUCUAAAGCAGUGGGCUUGGAACCAGAGUAAUUUCCCAGUAGCUCACGCCAACUCUUGCAGUAGCAAGAGUUAUCUAAGGAUUGCAGCAAUAAUUAUCAUGUAAAUCCCAGGAUCCCAAACUUUUUGGAGCCUCCUGUUCCAUAAUCACAGAGUUCCAUAAUCCCAGCACCCCACUGCCUUUUGGAAAGCAGCGCGAACACACACAAGAACUAAUAAAGAACUGAGCUGGAAAGAGGACAGAGAGAAGUUUUUCUCCAUCUCUCAUAAGGCUAGAACCUGUGGACACGUGGUGAAGCUGAAUGCUGGAAGACCACAGAGUUAAUAUAUGGAACUCCCUGCCACAGGAGGCAGGGGUGGCUACCCACCUAGAUGGCUUUAAAAGAGGGUUAGAUAAAUUCAUGGAGGAGGAGAGGGGUAUUUGGGGCACUCCUGCUUGGAUCCUGCUCCCAGUAGGUUUCCAAGCACAACUCAAAGUGUUGGUGCUGACCUUGAAAGCCCUAAAUGGCCUUGGCCCAGUAUACCUGAAGGAGCGUCUCCACCCCCAUUGUUCAGGCCAGACACUGAGGUCCUGCUCCGAGGGCCUUCUGGCGGUUCCCUCCCUGCGAGAAGCAAAGUUACAGGGAACCAGGCAGAGGGCCUUCUUGGUGGUGGCGCCCGUCCUGUCGAAUGCCCUCUGUCAGAUGUCAAGGACUGAAACAACUAUCCGACUUUUAGAAGACAUCUGAAGGCAGCCCUGUUUAGGGAAGCUUUUAAUGUUUGAAGUUUUAGUGUGUUUUUAAUCUUUGGUUGGAAGCCGCCCAGAGUGGCUGGGGAAACCCAGCCAGAUGGGGGGGGGGGUUAGAAAUAUUAUUAUUAUUAUUAUUAUUAUUAUUAUGGCAGGCCUAAAGUCCUACAGGGAAGGGAAGCAGCGUGUUGGCUGUGGGCCCCCAAAGUCUCCCCCAAACUUAGUGCUUCUGAGAUAACAUCAAGAAGCUGCUUUCUACUGAGUCAGACCCAUUGGCUCAUCUGGCUCAGUCUAGCCUACACUGGUUGGCAGCCACAGCUCUCUCAGCCCCACUUGGGAGCCUUCUGCUGCUGAGCUGCUGUCAUGGCCUUUCCCCAACUGGCCCCUUCUCCUGCCUCCAGGUUCAUCCCUCGCCACGAGGACGAGCUGGAGCUGGAUGUGGACGACCCCAUUCUGGUGGAGCUGGAGGAGGACGACUACUGGUACCGGGGCUACAACAUGCGCACGGGGGAGAGGGGCAUCUUCCCGGCCUUCUAUGCCCACGAGGUGGUGAGCCAGGCCAAGGAAGUGACAGGUGAGCCGGGGUGCGUGUGCCGGUGGCGCUGCUGGGAGGUGGCAGCAGAGGGUGGCAGAUGAAGCUUCCUGGCUGCCCAAUGUCAGAGGCUGGCUGCACAAAGGCCAGAAGAGGGAGGAGGAGGAAAUGGGUCGAGGGAAGUAUGGUAUAGUGUGGUGUAGAGGUUAAGAGCGGUAGACUCGUAAUCUGGUGAACCGGGUUCGCUUCUCCGCUCCUCCACAUGCAGCUGCUGGGUGAAUGACUAAGGUGGGCCCAUCUUUCUCAUAGCUGCUGCUGGGUCUCUGGAGUGGGGUCUUCUCCAGACCUGUGUUCUUUUGGGACGUGGGUGGUGCUGUGGUCUAAACCCAUGAGCCUUUUGUGAGAGCCAGUGUGGUGUAGUGGUUAAGAGCGGUAGACUCGUAAUCUGGUGAACCGGAUUCGCUUCCCCGCUCCUCCACAUGCAGCUGCUGGGUGACCUUGGGCCAGUCACACUCCUCUGAAGUCUCUCAGCCUCACUCACCUCACAGAGUGUUUGUUGUUGGGGAGGAAGGGAAAGGCUUUGGGGUGUUUCGUGAUGGGCGCUGUAAGAAUUUGGGCCAACUGAGCUCAGCAGAGAAACCCAUUUACUGGAUCCCAUUUGGGGAAAGUUCUUCCAAACUCUACUGUGAGAGAAUAGAAUAGAAAAAGGUGGUUUGGGGUGGAGACUGGGGGUAUAUGGGUGUCUCUGGCAUGCCACCCAGCCUAGUUCCCUUGGGACGGGGGAGCCAGCCAGCCCUUUUCUGCAAGAGUGGGAGAGGCGAGGAGAGGGGAACUGCACCUUGACUCUCUGCUGGGUUCCUUGCAGGCCUGAAGCGGAACCCGUGCUGGGUGGAGCGCUUCAACGUCCAGUUCUUGGGCUCCGUGGAAGUUCCUUACCAUCAGGGCAAUGGCAUCUUGUGUGCCGCUAUGCAGAAGGUGAGGCCGGGAAGAGGGGCUGUGUGCCUGUGUCUGUCUGUCUGUCUGUCCUUGCAAUGCUGUCUUGGGGCUGCUGCCAGGACAGAGAAUCCAACCUGUUAUGUGUGGGAAUGUUGAGGGUGGCAGGAGAGGAUAUAUUGUUUAUUAAUAUCCUUCCUAACUUGCGCUAGCAAGUUCCUUCACUUAGCAGAGUUACAUUUCCCUUUUUACAUGCACAGCAGAUAGCUGGUUGCAGGCUCGUGUGAGCCUCUCACUGUUAUACAAUUCAGUCUGUCUCAGAUUAAAUUAUACGUUUCUGGUAAAUUCCCUUGAAUCCCUCUUAAAAGAAUAAAGACGCCACAAUCUUAUUCAAAGUCAAUAAAAGAAGUUUACUCACAUCAGUUCACAGUUGGAUCCCUGAAGGCAGACUUAGUUACAAAUAUGUACAUGUGGAUCUACCCCAUAUGGGGGAAUAAUCCCAGUGCUUCUGCUAGCUGAGAGCUAGCAGAGCGGUUCUAGCUAAAAGCUGCUUAAAUGAAGAAGGAAGUCAAAAAAGAGAGGGACGUGUGCUGCGUGACUUGUCCUUUUGUUACCUGGAGAGGUUAGGUCACGCCCACCUUCUAUCACAUGCAAAAGGAAGGAUGCUCCAGCCAGGAUGAACAGGAAGUUUCGACUGGCUGGACCAAACAUCCCCUCGCAUGUCUUCUCUAGCAUUUCAAGGAAUGCUGUACUUGACUGCUCUCAGUGGAUUACCGUAUUUUUCGCUCUAUAAGAAGCACUUUUCCCCCUCCAAAAAUUAAGGGGAAAUGUGUGUGCAUCUUAUGGAGCAAAUGCAGGCUCCAUGGCUUCAGGGAAAGCAACGCGAAGCCUCCGGAGCGCAGUGCUCCUGCUGCGCUCUGGAGGCUUCACGUUGCUUUCGCUGAAGCCAGGAGAGCAAGAGGGGUUGGUGCGCACCGAUCCCUCUUGCUCUCCUGGCUUCGCUUCACUGGAGAGGCGCUGCACAGCGGGAGGAGAAAUGGAAGGGGCUCCAUUUCUCCUGCUGCUUCGCUGAAGGGGCCCUGCGCAGAGAGGGAGAUUUUUUUUUCUUGUUCUCCCCCUCUAAAACUAGGUGCGCCUUAUGGUCGGGUGCGUCCUAUAGAGCGAAAAAUACAGUACAUCCCACACUACGUCUGCCUGGUGCGAUGUCCCCUUGUCCUUUCCCCUUGGGAUACACCGUCUAAACUCGGCGGACCCCUUCCCGUCUGAACCCGCACCCCUGCAUGUGCACCCACCCUCUGUCCUUUGCAGAUUGCUACCACCCGCAAGCUCACAGUACACCUGAGACCCCCAGCCACCUGUGACCUGGAAAUCAGCCUGCAGGGCAUCAAACUUAUCCUGACCGUGAAUGAGUACAGCCGGGACGAGGAGGUGAGUGGCGGCAGCAGGAGGCGGCGGCACUGGGGUGGGCCUGUGCAGCUGAGAAGGUCUUUGGGGUCCACGUCCCCCAAGACUUUGGCGAGGUGCCCAGCCGAGCAGGAGGCAGGAUGUGUUCCGGGCACUUGCGUAAGCAUGGACUUGCAUGCCCGUGGUCUCACUUGGCAGAGUCUGCUUCUGCUGGAAGAGCCCCCUGCCCAGAGGGAGAACUUGGGCAAGGAGGGGGCAGGUGCAGCCGUCGGGGGCCUGAUGGGGAAGUGGAUUUAUAGGGGAAGGGGAGUCUGCUCCUGCCCCAUUUUCCGCUGGCUCAGUCCUACAAAGGAGGAGGAGUGGCAUGAUUGACCCACAUUGCAGGGAACAGGUUUUGAGCACCCAAUUUGAGACCCAGGUGGCUCCCCUCAGCCACAUGCGGGCAUCUGCUCUCGUCAUCCCUGUAAAGGCAUCAUUUCUUUACAGGUAUACCACCUUGUGAUGAUUUAUUGCCUUCAUCUCUUGGCAUAAAUCACUUCCGGCAGAGUUAGUUGCCGGUGGCAGUUGCUCUAAGACAGCGGUUCUCAACCUGCGGGUCCCCAGAUGUUGUUGGACUACAACUCCCAUCAUCCCUGAGCUCUGGCUUUGCUAGCUUGGGUUGAUGGGAGUUGUAGUUCAACAACAUCUGGGGACCCACAGGUUGAGAAAGGCUGCUCUGAAAGAUAACUCUCAAGACACAGGAGCAGACCAGGCCAUUAGCUCUUUAUGGACGGUAUGAAGCGUUCACGGUUGCAAUAUACGCAGAAUAGUCCAUUUAACCUACCUACUGGUCCCAGCAGCAAGGCAUCUCAUACAAAAUGCAGCCGCCUUCGGCAUUCAUCCAUAGCUGCAAGCGGUUGUAGCAGCAGGUUCAUCGGUUGGCAGGCAAGGAGAGAGACUUAACACACACUCUCACUGACUCUUUCUGCUGCCAAAAGAGAAACGAAAAGACCAGCCUUUUUAAGGCUACAAGUUCCUGACACUGUGCGAAAGAAUCCAAUUAACUCCUGAACCUUAUCUCGCUCCUGUUUAAGCAAUUAGGCUUCUUGGGUCAGUUUCUGGAACAUGCUCCACUUCCAAUUAACAGAAACUCACUCAGACAGUUUUCUGCAAAACAGCCUUCAUCCAAAGAUCACAGGGUGGUUCACAACAUGCUGUGAUUGGACUUGUUCUAUGAUUCUAGACUGGGGGGUCUAGGAGGGUCAGGAGACACAGGAGUUCCCAGUGGUACCCCUGCUGAAGAUUUCGGGAGCCCCUUGGCCUUGAAAGGAUUGGGGGGGUUUCUUCCUGGGGUGUCCUUUAAGCCCUCCCUCUUCUCGUUCCAGUUUGAGCGCUGCAGCCAUUUCUUCCAGAUGAAGAACAUCUCCUUCUGCGGCUGCCAUCCCCGCAACAGCUGGUAAGUUGCACCCCCCUCUCCUAGGGGAAAAGCCUGGCUCCGGGGGCAGGAGGGCUGCUUGCCCUCAGGACGUGAGGUUUCCUUGCUGCAGCACCUCAGGCAGGAAUCCCCUCCUUGGCCGUAAAAAUACAGCAAUGGCAGAGGAAAAGAACUAGCCCGUUGGCUGCUCUUUCCUGACACCCCAAACCACUGCCGGGGGGCUCUUCUUACGUUAAAAUUUUAGGGCUACCUUUAAAACUGUGGUGCAUGCGAGAUGGUCAGCUGAGGGUGGGCCUUGCAAGCUGUCUGGCUGGAGAGGUCCUACCAGUUCCUGCAUUGAUGACCUUUCGGGACCCUUUCAUGGUUCCCACUUUUGGUGCUGACCCUUCCCUUCCCUUCCAGCUACUUUGGCUUCAUCACAAAACACCCCGUGCUGAGCCGCUUUGCCUGCCACGUCUUCGUAUCCCAGGAGUCCAUGCGGCACGUUGCGGAGUGCGUUGGGUGAGUGGAGGGGGUCGCAGAGCGGGUUGGGGAUGAGCCCCUGCGGACGUCUUGGGCUGUGGUCUGAUGGGAGCUGUCCAAGGUAUUGAGAGCACCCUUGAAGCUGACCCAGAAACUCCAGCGGGUGGAGAAGGCCGCAGCGAGACUCCUUAUGGGGUCCUUGCUGCGGGAUCACAUUCAUCCAGUGCUUUACCAACUGCACUGGCUCCUGGUGGAGCACAGGGUCAGGUUUAAGGUGCUGAUUUUGACCUUUAAAGCCCUAUGUGGCCUAGGACCCAUGUACCUACAGGACCGCCUCUCCUGGUAUGCCCCAUGGAGGACCUUAAGGUCCACAAAUGACAACAUUUUGGAGGUCCCAAGUUGCAAGGUGGUUAGAUUGGUCUCAACUAGGGGCAGGGCCUUUUCAGUACUGGCCCUGACUUGGUGGAACGCUCUGUCACAAGAGACUAGGGCUCUGCAGGACUUGACAUCUUUUUGCAGGGCCUGUAAGACAGAGCUGUUCCGCCUGGCCUUUGGUUCGGACUCAGUCUGACCCUUAUGUUUCUCUCCCCUUAUGGUUUUGAUUUAUGGGCUACUUUUAAAAUGAGGCUGCAUUUUUAAUUGCAUUUUAAGCUGUAUUUUAAAUUGGUCCCCCCCCCUCCAUUAUGUUUUUUACUGUAAUUUUACUGAUGUUAGCAGCCCUGAGCCCAGCUCUGGCCGGGGAGGGUGGGGUAUAAAUAAAAUUAUUUAUGAUGAUGAUGCUGGGAUCCUGCAUACUGUUUCCCAUUGGGGCACCUAGUUGGCCUCUCUGAGAACAGGAUGCUGGCCUAGUUGGGCCACUGGCCUGAUCCAGGAGAAUCUUACUACGUUCUUUGCUCCCACGAGUGCUGACUGGUUCUUCCUUCCUUCCCCUUCCAGCCGCGCCUUUCAGGAAUACUACCAAGAGCACCUGGAGUUUGCUUGCCCCACAGAAGACAUUUACCUGGAGUAGGACCUGAGCCCGGAGUGCCUCCAGCUUCUGCACCCCCUCCAGAGACUCUGACCCAGUGCCCCAGGACCCUCGACUCCGCCAGCCUCGACACCACCCAUGCCACCAUUUUUCAACCCUGCACCCUGCUGCAGCAGAGGGGAGGUGGGGCGGGGCAGGCGAGGGGGCAGAGAGAUGGGGAGGGCGGCAGGCGCUGGCUGUGUGCAGUUGCCCCCUGCCCUCCCCCUCUCCUGGAGCCCCUCUCCCAAAACACCCGGGAGCAGAUCCCUGGGGAGGGAGCCUUCCUCCUUGAAGCAGGUUGAGACCAGCGAUGGGGCUGAAGGAUGAAUUUGGGAGAGGCGAAGCCAGGAGUCAGCGCUUUCCAGGAAAGCUCCAGCCUUUGCAUGGCGCCACCCUUCUCAGGGGCUGGGAGGAAGGCUUGGGGCACAAUGGCAGCAGCCAUCACUCUGCCCCCACGCCCACCCCGGUCCUCUAGAAACACACUCUGGGGCUGCGGGGAGCUCCCAUACCUCACCUGCUUCCAGGCUAAAUUCCUUUCAUCUGUGUGAGAGUUGUGUGUGGGGAGAGGGAACAAGGAACCCCCCUCCCUGCCCCCCCCACAGCGUACGCCCAUCCCUGGGCCAGGGCACUCUGCUCUCCCUUCCCUGCUUCUCGGCCCCCAUUGCCUCAGCUCCACACUUGCCAUGGGGGCUGCCCCGUUGCCAUCCCCUGGGGGGGGCAGUGCAUGUAACUCCAGCUCAUGCAAUGCCAUAGGAAACUACACCGCCCCCACCCCACCCUUUCCCCAAAAUCUGCAUCCCUCGCUGCUAUCACUCACCCUGCCACUCACCCACACUGCUGGGUUGCGGGAAGCGGAACAGCCUGCAUGCUGCUUGGGGGGCGGGGUGCUGGGAGCUGAAAGGGCCCUCCCAGAUAGGGCCUUUGGGGUGUGUGUGAGCGAUGAGCAUGUGUGGUGCCGGGCUCAGCUGGUAGGCUGCCCACCUCGCAAGCAGAAGGUCCCAGGUUCCAUUCCCGAUAGCAUCUCCACGCAGAGACUCCUUGCCCAAAUUCCUGCAGAGCCACUCGAUGGACCAGUGGUCUCAAAAUGUGCCAGCUUCCUAUGGCUUGUCCUGCCUGCGGAGGCGUUGGAGUCAAGGUGCCGACCAUUCAUAAUCUGGCGAAUUCCCCCGGAGGAUGGGGUCAGGGGGCGGCUGAUCUGGAUCCACGGCCCACGGCCAGCUUGGGUCUCGCCCCGCAGUCCCGUGUCCUUCCCCAGCGCUGCCAUCUUCCCGUUCUUCCUCUGUCACUGAAUCAGAGCAUAUCUGGGGGGUUGCUUGUCCGGCUCAGGCGCCCUCUUCUCUUUCUUGGCCUUCUCUCCCCCCCCCCCGCCCCCCACCCGCCCCGGCUCUCCUUGCCGCCUCCUGCCUCGCCCCCCACUGCUGUGCCUGGUGACCUCCUUUGCUUGCCAGCCCCGCCUGUUUAUACUCAGUGCUAGCUGACUGACGUAGCGCUCACUGCUGUCCGUGUAUGUAACGACGAUAUUUAUCCGUAACCUUAACCGAGCAGCGAAGUGACCUGUACAAACCCCGGUUCAAAGGCCCUUCCUUCUCACUGCCUUGUCAUGGAGUUGGUCUUUCAAUAAAAUAUACGCUUGGUGUCACCACA